GUGUUUUCGGUCGCUGCCCGAGGAAUAAUUUUGCAGAAGGGUCCAUAUUUUUUCUCUCUGCUGCACCGACGAGCGUUCGGGAUGGGAAGCGCAAUGUAGGCAGCUCGGCGGCGGCUACAUUUCGCCCUUCCUUCCUGGCCACAUUGUUCCCAAGCCAGGGCUUGGGGGAGGGGAUCUCCGCCUCCCCCCCUGUGGCGCCCCCCCCCCACUCCUGCCCAGCCCCCACCAGCCUUUCCUAGCGGAGGAGCCCCGCAAAGCUGCUGGAUCCCUCGAUUCUUGGGGGCUGGGGGUGCCGAGUCCAGGGCCUCCCCUCCCCCCUUUUGCACACACACACACGUACACGCACACACACCCCAGCCCCCCUCUCCUCCUUCUCCUGCUCCUCCACCGCCUCCUCCAGCCGCCGCUUCUCCUGUGCCCGGGGCCGAUCCUUCGCUCUCCGGAAGCCUCCUUCGCUCGAUCGGCGCGCAGCAGCCGUCGUGUCCCCAUCACCACCACCACCACCACCCUCCUUCUUAUUAUCGAUAAUAUUGUUGUUGUCAGGAAGGGGGAGCCGAGCGCCUCUUUCCCACCCCCCUCCUCGCCUCUCCCCUCUCCCCGAGUUUGUGGAGGGUCAAGGGGGGGCCGCGCAGCGCCGGGAAGGCCUGGGAGCGGUGCUGGGGGUUGCUUCGGAGUUGGCGACGGGCAGGAGGGCAGGGCAGGACCCGAUGGCUCGUCCGAGGCCCCGCGAAUACAAAGCUGGAGAUCUGGUUUUCGCCAAAAUGAAAGGCUACCCGCACUGGCCGGCCAGGGUAAGUACGCAGGGAUGGCGGGCGUGGAGGGGGGGCGUUUAACCGAGGGGUGUGUGCGGGGGAGGGAGAGGUGGCCGAGGACUCUAAUCUUAGCCCCCCACUCAGCCCCAGGGCCAAGCCUCCCCCACGCAUCCCCUUCUUUUCUCUCCCCCCACCCCGGUGCCGCAAAGGUUGGCCGCCGCCGCCGCCGCCGCUGCUUCUCCUUUCUCUUCCCUCUCCAGGGGCGUGAUGGAGCCAUUGCAUUUGCAGAGAGGGAGGGGGAAACACACACACACACAGCCCCACCUCCCCCCAGAACCUCCAUCCUUCCAUGCUCCACAAUGGGAUAAUCGGUGGGAGGAUGCGAUGGAGGGGGUGGGGGCGGGGAGCGCACGACAACCCCGAGAUUUCUCCAUCUCCGGAUCCUCGCCCCCUUUCAUUAUUCUCCGAGCUUCAUUUUGAUCAGACAACAACACCCUGCCCACCCCCUUUGGCAGCAGAAACGGAAUCGGGGGGGGGCGGGGGAGGUAGACGAGAAGGCGGCCGUACCUGAAGUAUUGUUAUUGAGGGGGGGCAAGGGGGGGCAAGGCAGCCUGUGCAUGACAAUGAUGCUGGUUUAUUCGACCGCCUCUCGCUGUCCCUUCUUCCCGCCACCCCAAACUCACUACUCAAAGCAGCCACCAUCACCCCGCCCCCUUGCUCCUUUGAAGGCGCCAGAAAGGGGGUGGGGGGGCAGCGAAAGAGAAAGGUGGUUUUCCUUUCCCCUUCGGACACUGUGAUUAAAUCAUAUUGUUGGUAAAGAGGCAGAAAGGAGUGCGGGGGGUCGCAUCCUGAGUCUCAGAACCUUGAGGAUCGAAGCGGUGCAAAUUGCCCAGGAAAUGAUUGCUUACCACUGGGGCCUAAAGCUCCGAAAUGUACCUGCCAGACCCAGGUACAGAGCAGUGGAUCAGGUGUGCAGGCAGAGGGCAGGAUCCUGGCAGUGCUUGAACUGCAAGGGGGUGCAGAGCAGGCCUGGCUGCCCUCUUUGCCUUUUGUAACGCCUCCCUGUUUAGAAGACUGCAAGGAGAGAAGGGCAUGGUUUGAUUUGGGGGGGGGGGGAAAUCAGGGAGUGGGUCUUCGUGCCGGUUCCUUCAGCCUUCCGCUUCUCCUGCUUCCCUUCCCAUCAUAAUUUAGGCACUAGGCCCUGAACCUGCAGUCAUUUUCUUCUUCCAAGUUGGGUUUUUCAUUAGGUAUUUCAUGUUUGCUUCUCUCAUGAAAGCAGCUGAGGGUGGCCAAAGGGGAGGGUUGCCAACUUUUCCGCUGGCCCCUGUAGCUGUGCCUUUUGCAGCCGCUCAACCUCCAGCCAGCCAUGCUUCAGGGCUGAUGGUGCUGAGGUUACAAGGGCAACCUUGUGUGUUGUUUGUUUCCUGGUCAGUUGGCAACCAUAGCAGAGAAAGGUGUACCUGUUUGGGAAUACAAACCAUGGCUGCCUAUUCAGAAUACAGAGUUCACCUUCAUGGGGUCACGGUGCUAUCGAUGAAGACAAGCAUGUAUUCUACCUGCAUACAAAAACCUGCAACUACAGGGAGCCCAUAUAUUUGGGAUACUUUUCUAUUUCCCCCAUACCUUCACUUCUCCCAAAGUUCCUCUGGGCACAGGUACAACAUAUCAGCUCUCAGUGUCUGGGAACCUAGGGGGCAGUUUUCCUUGCAUAAGGAAGUCUGCUUGGCUCUGCCUGUUGAGUCCAGCAGGGGGCACUAUCCCAGUUGUGGUUAAUGCCCCCCAGGAGCCACCAGUGGAAAGGGGCGACUAACCUUUUUCAGCCUCAGAGCCGGUGGCGUGCAGUGAAAUUUUUCGCAGGGGAACAAUUAGGACCAGAGAUGCCAGCUUGCAAGUGGGACGGGGGUGAUGUUGCAUGCAAGAGCAUCGUGCCUCCCUCCCUAAGCUGGACAGAAGCUUCCCAGGUUUUAGGAAGAAGGCACUAGGCGUUAAUACUUACCAGGAACAUUUAUGGGGCUGGCCUAGUCCCCCAAGUCCACUGACCACAUGCCAUUGCUCAGAGCCACAUUCAAAUUGUCCAAAGGCUGUUCUGUGGUCAUGGUGCAAAUGACCGCCUCAUGCCCUCACAUGCAUGUAGUGGAUCACUACACAUAUAUGUGCCACACGUAAAACCACACACAAACUCACAGGACACACACUCUCACACAGUGCACACAUAGUGCUGGAUGUGGAGGAGUGCUUUAAACCUCUCUUCUUGGCCCAGCGCUGCAACAGGGUGAUUCCCUCUCCACUCAGCCCAGAGUUGCAAUGAGCUGGCUCUUCCCAUCACAGCACUGGGCUAGAUGGAGAGGGGUAAACCUCUCAGUUCAGCACUGUGAUGGAGAGGGCAGUUACUGCCUCCUGCUGCUCUGGGAGGGGAGGAAACCCAUUUCCUGGUGGGGCCGCAAUAAAACUGCUAGUAUGUUUGCAAAACUAAGCAGGGUCUGGUCUGGUUUCAAAUUGGAUGGGUGACUGCACUGAAAUUCCUGCGUUGCAGAAGGGUUGCACUCAAAGACCCUUGGGAUCCCGUCCAAUUCUAUGGUUCUAUGAUAAAUCCAGCCCAGUGCUAAAAUGAGGAGAGGGCUUCGUGGGCCUGAUCUGUGCAGCAGAUUCACCACCACCCAGCAUUAAAUGAAGAAUCAAAACUGAUGGUACACUAUCCUCCUUAAAAUAGGAGCAUCAUCUGUCUAUUUAUAAACACUUUUUAUAAAUAGUACAUGAGUGUUACAAAAUUUUUAGAGAAACGACCAUUUAAAGAGAGAGGGGCAUCCCCUUCUUGGAAGACGCACAGAUCUUUCUUCUUGAGACCAUCUUCCUGUUAUCUCCAGCAAUAUUAUCAGGAAAUCUCAUUCAUGACAUCUUUCUAUAUAGGGAAGGGACCUUAGCUCAAUUGUAUAUCCCAGGUUCAGUACCUGUGAUGAGAAAGACCUAUUUCUGCCCGAAUUCAUGGAGGGUUUCUGCUGGUUAGAGUAGACAGUACCAGACUGCAUGGACAAAUACUUUGACUUUGCAGGAGAUGGCAUACUUAGUAGGGGCUGGAUUUUAUUACAUGCAUACACAGAAAUUUCAGUUUCAUGCAGCUUGGGAUGAUGAGUUGGAAAUGACUCUUGGGAGCCUGAAUCUGUGGCCAGUAUCCAUCCAUCAAGCCUACUGGGAGAUGCUUUCAUUAGCCCUUUGCUAUCCAUUCAAUGUCUAGUAUCUUAGUUCAAGCACAGGUAGGUAGCCAUGUUGGUCUGCCGUAGUCGAAACAAAACAAAAAAAAUAUUUCCUUCCAGUAGCACCUUAGAAACCAACUAAGUUUGUUAUUGGUAUGAGCUUUCGUGUGCAUGUACAUGAAAGCUCAUACCAAUAACGAACCUAGUUGGUCUCUAAGGUGCUACUGGAAGGAAAAAAUUUUUUUAUUUAGUUCAAGCACUCAGCUGAGCAGUCAGCUUUUAUGCCGUAGAGUGGGGGACCUGUGGCCCUCUUGUUAAGGGUGACAAUAGUUGGGGUCCAAGAAUAUCUGGAGGUUUAUUCCCCCCCCCCUUGUCAGGGAAGAAGAAGCAGGGUGAACACAUUUUGACUUGGGAGGAUGGGCUUAUUCUGAUCCCAGCAGACCAUUGUGGUUUAAACUCAAUAUACACUCAUAGAAUCCAAAAUUUCUCAUCAACAUACAGUGUGGUGUAGUGGUUAGAGUGCCAGACUAAGACCUGGGAGGAUCAGGGUUCAAAUUCCCCACUUGGCUAUGGUGCUCACUGGGUGACUUUGGCCCAGUCACUGUCUUUCAGCCUAACUUCACAGGGAUUUAGCAACAUUUCAGACCUACUAAGGCAGUGGUUCUCAACCUUGGAUCCCCAGAUGUUUUUGGCCUACAACUCCCAUGAUCCCUAGCUCACAGGACCAGUGGUCAGGGAUGAUGGGAGUUAUAGGCGAAAACAUCUGGGGACCCAAGGUUGAGAAAGGCUGUACAGUGGUACCUCGGGUUACAUACAUUUCAGGUUACAGACUCCGCUAACCCAGAAAUAUUACCUCGGGUUAAGAACUUUGCUUCAGGAUGAGAACAGAAAUCGUGCAGCAGCGGCGCAACAGCAGCAGGAGGCCGCAUUAGCUAAAGUGGUACCUCAGGUUAAGAACAGUUUCAGGUUAAGAACAGACCUCCAGAAUGAAUUAAGUUCUUAACCCAAGGUACCACUGUACUAAGGUAAAAUCCAGUUCACACUGGGGUCAUUCAUUUCAAGGGCAGAGGCAAGGAUGUACAGUCAACGAAGAGCUCAACUUUGCCUGGAAUGUGCCUUUAGUCCCCCAGUCGGCAUACAGGGAAUGCUCACAAGACAGGGCAGACACACCUAUGCCCACAGAGAUAAAUGGGAUUAUGAUGGCAUAGCCAAAAUAGAGUCUUCCAGAUGUUGUGGACUACAGUACCCAUCCUCCCCAGUCAGCACAAGCUGAUGAUCAGGGAUGAUGGAAGUUAUGGUCCAAAACAUCUGGAGGGCACAUCCAGUGUAUAUAAUGAAGUGUACAUAAACUUUGGGCUUUACUAAAGCUGUUAAGUACAAUUCUGAGAGCAAUCUUUCCCAAACACGGAGGUGAAAUUUUGCAAGCACCUCCCAGAAGUUUAGCGGUUGGGUUGGCUUGCCAGCCUGCCAGAACUCAGCAGCAGAUGCCAGCAGAUACAACAGGGUUUUAUUUCCAGAUUAAGGGGUCACCAGGUUAGCCCUGAACAUAGAAAAUCAUUUUCUUGCUGCAUAUCCUUAGUUAAAAGGAAAGUUCAGAAGCCAGUGUUGUGGGGUUACUCGGCUCGGCAGCUCCACUGCAAAUCAUUCUGAGAUCAUCUCCAGCUCUGCAUUCCAUGCUGACAACCUUUCGAUCUACAUACAGUCUGGUUCCUCGUGGGCUCUUCCAAAAUUUAUAAUACUAUCAGCCCGUGAGUCAAAUGUAUUUGUUUGUGACCAAAGGCCAUCACAAAACAAGGCUUUGUUUAGCCCAUGAGGAACAUAUGUGUUGCAUUAAAAAAUACAAAUCAAAUGAAUAUAGCUGUUCUCUCCUAAUACAACAAGCAAAGGGUCAUUGUCUAGAACAGGAAGUGAUUCUAAGAUCCCUGCUGAAUAUGGAAAUGAGAGUCAGGAUGGCGAUGUUCUCAUAGGCAUCUGGUUGGCCAAUGUGAGAACAGGAUGCUGGACUUGAUGGGCCAUUGGCUUGAUCCAGGAGGGCCAUUCUUUUAUUCUUAGUCUGUCAAACAAGCUUCAGAUCUUCAAGCUGUACAGUUACACCAGAGUUGACUCUGAUGAGAUAAAUUACAAGCGGUGUGGAGUAAAAAUAAAUCAACUGAAAGUGGAAGAAGGCAUGUUGGUCAAUGUGCAGCCCUGGAUCCAGUUCCACUGAAAUUAUAGAACAUGACUAGGGACGCGGGUGGCGCUGUGGGUUAAACCACAGAGCCUAGGACUUGUCGAAGGUCGGCGGUUUGAAUCCCCACAAUGGGGUGAGCUCCCGUUGCUCAGUCCCUGCUCCUGCCAACCUAGCAGUUUGAAAGCAGGUCAAAGUGCAAGUAGAUAAAUAGGUACCGCUCUGGCGGGAAGGUAAACGGCGUUUCUGUGUGCUGCUCUGGUUUUCCAGAAGUGGCUUAGUCAUGCUGGCCACAUGACCCGGAAGCUGUACGCCAGCUCCCUCGGCCAAUAAAGCGAGAUGAGCGCCGCAACCCCAGAGUCGACCACGACUGGACCUAAUAGUCAGGGGUCCCUUUACCUUUACCUUAGGUCCAUUAAACGGGCCUAUUUUGUGUAUAACUUCACAUCAUUCAUUUAAAGCACUAUGAUAGAACUUGAAUAGUUGUGGCUUCCACCAAAGAAUUCUGGGCGCUGUAGUUUGUGAGUUAAGAGAUCCCUGUUCCCCUCCCAGAGCUACAAUUCCCUGAGUGAUAUGACGAUUAAUCCCUCUGGGAAUGCAAGGGGAAUAGGGGAGUCGUAGCAGCAGCCUUAACGAACGACAGCUCCCAUCAUUCUUUGGGAGGGGAGCCAUGACUGUUUGAAGUGGAAUUGUAGUGCUUUCAAUGUAUGGCCUGAUGGUGGCCUUAGUUGGAUAUAGCCCAAAGUUUUCAGGGAGAACAUUCAAGAGUUUGAAGACCCAUGCAUGAGCCAAUUUUAUCUUGUAUUUUGAGGCAAACUGGCCAUUAACUUGAAAAACAGCUACUGCCUUGAGGCCAUUCCUGGGGAAAGGCAUCUAUUUAAGCAGGCCACAUUUAACGCUGGGUUGCUGUGCUCACACCCUUUUUAUAGGAUGGCCACAUAACAACGUCAUCCAGUUAUUGGCAUCCUGUAUUGUAUAAUAAUAAAAGUAAUAAUAAUAAUAAUAAUUUAUUUGUACCCCGCCCAUCUGGCUGGGUUUCCCCAGCCACUCGGGGCUGCUUCCAACAAAAUAUUAAAAAUACAUUAAAACAUCAGUCAUUAAAAGCUUCCCUAAACAGGGCUGCCUUCAGAUGUCUUCUAAAUGUCAGAUAGUUGUUGUUCUCUUUGAUAUCUGCUGGGAGGGCGUUCCACAGGGAGGGUGCCACUACCGAGAAGGCCCUCUGCCUGGUUCCCUGUAACUUUGCUUCUUGCAGUGAGGGAACCACCAUUUUCUCUGCACAUCUUUCAUCCUUUUCUCAGAUCACAGAAAGUGCAACUCCCGCACCCAUUGUUAGAAACUUGGAUAUAUAAGCUAGGCACCAAAUAGCUCCUUGAAGCAAGGUUGCAGUUGCCAAAACACAAAGCCUAGUUGCCAUUUUUGGGCAAGAUGGCAGUUUUCUGCUGCAUAUUUUAAAAUAAUAAUAAUGAGAGAGAGGUAUAGUGCUAGAAAACUAUAAUACUAUAGGAUCUGGGGUCCCUUCCAACUCUACAAUUCUAUGAUAGUCAUAUUAUGGUCUAGUAGCACAAAUUAAUAUUAUAGCAAUAUCAUGUCAUAGUACAAUAUCUGUUUCUUUCAUUUAUAAAACUGACAGAAAUAUCAUACCCUCCAGCAUUUCUCUGAUGAAAAUAGGGACGUCCUAAGGAAAAGCAGGACAUUCCGGGAUCAGAUCAGAAACCAGGACGGCUUCUGUAAAUCUGGGACUGUCCCUGGGAAAUAGGGACACUUGCAGGGUCUGAAAUAUGUUUUAUUGAUUAUUGAAAGACUGUGGGGGGGGGUUUUAAGUGAAAGCAGUCAUAAAAUGGUAUCCACCACAAGGGUUAUGAGCAGUGCAGUUUUUCUAGGAAAAGAGGUGCCGGAACAUGCCAUGAACGCCACCCUUGUUCUCUCAUAAUGGCAAUGGCGCCCACCUGAGAGGUGCCGGAAUCGAGUUCCGGGGGGGGGAAAGCCCUGGUUAUAAGGAAUGUGUGCUAAACUUCAACUGGCCCCGCCCACAACAAUUAUGCCACGCCCCCUUAUAUGAACAGAACAUAGCUGGAUGUACAUCUAGAAAAAGCAGAAUACUCCUAAUAGGGAGGAAAGGCAAUUGCAAUCCCACUUGUAGCUUACAGUGGAAGAGUAAUGACUGGGUAGUUCUUGGAGCCUCCAAUUUGGGAAGAAGCCCCGUCUUGGCAUUCUUACCCAUUUUAUCCUCUCAACAAUCCUGUGAGGUAGGCUAGGCCAAGAAGUGAUUAGCUCAAGAUCACGCAAUGAACUUCAUAGCUGAGUGGGGAUUCGAGUCCUAAUCCAUCACUGAACCACUAGCCAGCGUGGUGUAGUGGUUAGAGUGUCAGACUAGGAACUGGGAGGCCAGGAGUUCAAAUCCCCUCUUAGCUGUGAAGCUCACAGGGUGACCUUGGGCUACCUCACAAGGCUGUUGUGAGAAUAAAAUGAGGAGAGAACUAGAUGUGCACCACCUUGGAGGAAACAGGAGUAUAUAAAUGUCAGAAAUGUAAAAUGUAAUUUAAAAUGGCCUCACACACUACCUUUAGCUCAACUUCACUAAGCGCACACAAGUUUUGCUGGCCCACCUUCCCAGAUACACCUGUGUUUGCUGUUUUUGGCACACUUACAACCUGGGGGAAAGGGAAUCAUGUCCGGAAUUUGGCAUGUCUUCCCUGGGAUGAAUGCCUUUAAGCCUGGAAUGUGAAUGCUGUUAAUGAAUGGCAGAUAGGAGGCGAUUCUUCCAUUAAAUUUUCACCCUAGCCAAAAUGGGUUUUACUUUUCCAUUGCAGACCUGUGCAGAAGGCGGAGGGGGGGCGAGAGGCAUAAAAUAAAAGAAAUAAAAUCAAUUUAAACGUGACUUGUGAGUGCAGCCUUCCACAAUAUAUGGUGAAAAUGAUGCGCUGGCAUUUCAGGCUUCAAGAGGAACAGGUACAGCUGUUAGUACAUAAGAUAAGAUGGACUGGGAACCCUUACUUUUAAUAAUGCAGGCCUACUAGAUUUCAUGAAAGAUGCUAACAGACUGCUGUUGUUGCUGUUGUUGUUGUUAGGGCUAGGUUGCCAAAGAAGGACAAGAAUCUGUGUCACUAAAGACAUUAUCUGUGCAAGUCUUAGGGAAAGGUUAUAGCUCAGGGGCAGAUCAGGCAUUGCAUGCAGAAAUUCCUUGGUUCAGUCCCCUGCCUGAAAUCCUGGAGAGCUUCUGCAGGUCAGUGUAGGCAAUAGCUAGAUGAACCAGUGAGCUGACAUAGCAUCAGGCAGCUUCCUAAGCCCUUGAGACCAGUGUUCAAAAUCAACCAGGCGCCGAUCAGAAGGUCUGCGGUUCGAAUCCCCACGACGGGGUGAGCUCCCCUUGCUCGGUCCCAGCUCCUGCCCACCUAGCAGUUUGAAAGCAAACCAGUUCAAGUAGAUAAAUAGGUACCACUCCGGCAGGAAGGUAAACGGCGUUUCCGUGCGCUGCUCUGGUUCACCAGAAGCAGCUUAGUCAUGCUGGCCACAUGACUGGAAGCUGUCUGCAGACAAACACCGGCUCCCUCAGCCUCUAGAGCAAGAUGAGCGCCGCAACCCCAGAGUCGUCCAUGACUGGACCUAAUGGUCAGGGGUACCUUUACCUUUUUAUCACCCACUUGUGACCAAGUGAAGGUACCUGGGUGCCAGGACAGCAGCACCCAACAUCUCCCCCAUCUGGAGGUGCAUGCCCGGGGAUUAUUGGAUCUUGACUGUUUUUAUUUUUUUAUAUAUGUAUGAUAUUUAUUGAAAUUUCAGAAAAAAGAAUCACACAAAAACAAGAAGUAAAAAUACAAGAAAAAUACAAAAUACAGAAUAAAAGAAUAAAAGACACUUAAAAAGAAAAGAAAAAAAAGAAAAAUAGAUCAAUCUUUCCAUAGCUUACAUUCAUAUCCUUGUUUCCCUGACCUCCUCAUACCUCCCUUUUUUGUAUUCCAGUUCAAUUAGUUAAGUCAGCAAUUUCUUUCCCUCUUUGUUUUCUCAUAAUCCUUUAACUUAAUAUACUAUAACUUUAAAUUUUCAUUUUUUACAUACACCUUUAUGGCAUUACUGCUUAAACCACCUAGCUUCAUUCUUGACUGUUUUCACACACUAAUACCACACCUUGUAGAAUUCUAUCAGUUAAGAGUCCGUGACCAGAAGGAGGAGGAGUAUCAGGAAGAAUGGAAUAAAUUUAAUGAUUAUUUAGUUAAAUUUGUUAAGUUAAACUAACUGGAAAUAGCUUGCAGAUACUUAAUGGGCUUAGGAUUUUAUUUAUGUUAAGUGAUGAAUUAAUAUGUUUAAUUUUAUAAGGUGAAGAUUUAAGGAUGUUAAUGUUUAAGUUAAAUUUCAGAAAAAAUUGGGAUUUGGAAAACCGUUAAAAGGACAUGCAAUGAAAUUCAACCAAAGGGAAGCGAGGAAGUCAUUUAACAAAGUUAAUAACUGUAAUUUUUAAUAAGGCUAUGAUUUAUGUUAGUUUUGUUUGUUUGUCUUGUGUGUGUGUGUGUUUGUUUGUUUGUUUGUUUAUGAUAUUGUGAAAACCAAUAAAAUUUUUGAGAAUGAAGAAUUCUAUCAGUUAUAUUUUAUCUCCAGCAUUGGAAUGAAUCUCAGGAACCAAAAUGCUUUUUUCUGUGCCGCCUGAGCAGGAGCAGUAAACAACUUUAUAGUUAAUUGUUGCCGCUUGUCUUCACUUAACCCACCCCACUGCCUUGCUCACAGUUGUGAAGAAUAUUCUUAGUUAUGAAUGGUCUGUGUCACCAUUCAGAAAAAGAGGUCGGAAUAGGCCAGGACUCUUCCCUGGAUCAAGUGACUCUUCUUCUUUUAGUUCUCAAAGUUCUUCACCCAGCUCAAGGUUGCCGUCUGAACUAGCCAGAUGUUUAACUGAUGAUCAAUCACAGUCAGUCCAUCAUUUGAAAAAUAAGACUUUAGAGCUGUCUUGCCCCAAAAUGGCAACUAGCUAUUCUGUUUUGGUGACUGUAACCUUGGUUUAAGGAGCCCUUUGGUGCCUAGCUUAUAUAUCUCUGAGUUUCUAACACUGCUGGAGACAUAGUGUCAUGGCUAAAGGUAUCCAUCUUGCCACAGUUAAAAGUGAAAAGUCCCUCUGAAUUUAUCAAAGCAGGCUUACCAUGUGAAAUGAUGCACUUAAGCAUCUGUAGACACACACACACACACACAGAGAGAGAGAGAGAGAGAGAGAGAGAGAGAGAGACUGAGACUGUAUAAGGUCAUGCAGCCCAAAGUCUAAAAUUACCUAAGGACACCAACGUUCAUAUUGUUCAUAUUCUGUGUUUGAGCUUCCCUGAAUGCCCAGCUAUGGAUCUUUGGUGCAAUAUUGCCAGGCUCUUCCUAUGUUCUUAAUAUGUUAAAAAGGUAAAGGUAAAGGGACCCCUGACCAUUAGGUCCAGUCGUGGCCGACUCUGGGGUUGCGGCGCUCAUCUCGCUUUAUUGGCCGAGGGAGCCGGCGUACAGCUUCCGGGUCAUGUGGCCAGCAUGACUAAGCCGCUUCUGGCGAACCAGAGCAGCGCACGGAAAUGCCGUUUACCUUCCCACCAGAGCGGUACCUAUUUAUCUACUUGCACUUUGACAUGCUUUCAAACUGCUAGGUUGGCAGGAGCUGGAACAGAGCAACGGGAGCUCGCCCCGUGGAUUCGAACCGCCAACCUUCUGAUCAGCAAGUCAUAGGCUCUGUGAUUUAACCACAGUGCCACCCGCAUCCCUCGUAAUAUGUUAUGAGCCACUAAAUCCAGCUUCACAUCUUAGCUCAGCCUGGAAAUCACUCAGAGACCUAGGGAAGCCACUGCCUCUCAACGUCGCCCUCAUUUCACAAUAUCAAGAUAUUACUUAUUUUUUCAAAGCAGCUCCCCCCUUCCUGAGAGCUUCCAAUCUAAAAUACAGGACACAAAAAGAACUCUUUAUCCAUUCUUUAUAGCACCGCAACACCUGAAAGAAUGGCCGUAGCCCAGUGAUGUAACACCUGUUCUUCAUCCAGAACAGUGUUUCCCAAGCUUGGGUCUUUAGCUGUUUUUUUGGACUACAACUCCCAUCAUCCCUAGCUAGCAGGACUAGAGGUCAGGGAUGAUGGGAAUUGUAGUCCCCUCAAAAUGGCUGGAGACCCAAGUUUGGGAAACACUGAUCCAGAAGGACUCAGGUUCAACCUGGGGCAUCCCUAGUUGGGGCUGGGAAAGAAUCCCCACCUGAAAUCCUAGAGAGUAGCUGCCAGUCAGUGUAAGCAGUACUGAACUAGAUAGGCAAAUGGACACAGCAUAAGGCAGCUUCCUACUUUUGCUGCAAUUUACUGGCGGUUACUAAAGGCCCUUGAAAUCAAUGUCUGUUAAGUUCACAUAAUUAUGCACUGCAACUGGGUCUUCUACUGCAGUCCUGGUUACUCGUAGAUAGGGAUAAAAUAUCUCUGUGGAUGGAAGUGUUUUGAAAGUAGGGUUUGUUGGUUGUUCUUUACUGUAGCUGAACAGGCAAACUGCUUUUCCAUUUGAAGACAGUUUUACCUGUGAAGUCAGGUGAUCAACUCCAGGAAAAGCUUUCAGAACAGUUUUGGUUGUGCACACAUCUGCCCUGCCCAACAUAUAAAGAACCAUACAUGCAAAGCACAUCACUCCUCCCAAAAAUAUUGGGAACUGUAGUUUCCCCCUUCGCAGGGCUUUGAUUCUCAGCACCUUAACAAACUAUAGUUCCCAGCUUUCUGGGGGGUUUUUUUUGGGGGGGGGGUUAGUUAGGACUGUGGUCCAAGUCUUUUUAACAUCCCCAUUGUUCUCUGAAAUUCAAAACGUUUCCUAUCCAUUGGGUUUUAAAAGUGAGAUUUGCUCCAUUAUACUGGUCAUGAUAAUUCUGUAGCCACUUUGAUGCCCAGGUACUUUACAUGAGGUAGAUUACGUUUCACUGAAAUGUCGUUUGAAGCCAUAGUGUUUUUUAUGGUAAAUUGUGGUUGGUUUUUGUGUGGGCAAGCAUGGCCCAUAUUUUCAAAUGUUUGUGUGCAACUAGAUUUUAAAAGUUGAGGCUUUUAUUUUGAAUGUAUCAGGAAAUAGCUGCUUUUAAAGAAAGCAUUAGAUAUUGCCUGGCCUCAGUUAUAAUUAUGAACAUUGGCAACUAUGCCUUUGAAAAUGGUGUCAGCCAGCUAUGACUUUGAAAGGGAUCCUGGGAGUGUAAUAAGCCAAUAAAGGUGCUAUUGUCAUAUCCAUAUUCAAUAAACCUGCAAACCUAAUGCAGAACAGGGUUCUGUUUUGUUUUCCAUAGCAGAUCUGAUACGAUUCUGCAGUUGCGUGUUUCUCUUAACCCUCUUGUGUCCAGAACUGUUCCAUUUGUUGUUCUUGUUUAAAGCACAUGGUUGCUGUGACAAAAUAGGUAGGUCCCUGCUCCCAAGGAGCUUACAAUCUAAGCUGGGAUUUAUUUAUGUAAAGUUUGUCCCUUUCUUUUUACCCUUCAGCCAAAAAAUGCAUUUCAGAGCAGCUUGCAAAUAUCCAGAAGAAAAACAGUCCUGUUCCCUUGGGCUUACAAUUUAAAAGCCACAACACAAAAGGAAACGAGGUUGGGAGGGAGAAGGGAGAAAAGCGAAUAAGGAAAAUAUAUUCAUUAUGUCUUCAUAGUGAAGUUUCUCAUUUUUCAUGCUGGUAGAUUAGAUAUAUACCUGAUGGUAAUGUGGAGCUGUGGCUUCCACGCUGUGACACAAGGAAAUUACUCUGCCCUUUUAAACUACUUAAGUGAGAGAGACACUGUGGCUCUUCUUGAGCUUCUGUUUUCUCUCCUCUCCCACCUGCCAUAUAGAGUUAUAGAAUCAAAGAAUUGUAAAGUUGGAAGGGACCCAAGGGUCAUCUAGUCCAACCCACUGCAAUGCAGGAAUCUCAGCUAAAGCAUCCAUGACAGAUGGCCAUCCAACCUCUGCUUAAAAACCUCCAAGGAAGGAGAGUCCACAACCUCCUCCUCACUGUUCGACUGUCAAACAGCUGUCAGAACAUUACAGUGGUACCUCGGGUUACAUACGCUUCAGGUUACUUCUCCGCUAACCCAGAAAUAGUGCUUCAGGUUAAGAACUUUGCUUCAGGAUAAGAACAGAAAUUGUUCUCCUGCGGCACGGCAGCAGCAGGAGGCCCCAUUAGCUAAAGUGGUUCUUCAGGUUAAGAACAGUUUCAGGUUAAGAAUGGACCUCCAGAACGAAUUAAGUACUUAACCCGAGGUACCACUUUAUUUCUGAUGUUUCGUCAGAAUCUCCUUUCUUGUAACUUGAAUCCAUCGGUUUGAGCCCUUCCCUCCAGAGCAGGAGAGAACAGUCUUGCUCCCUCUUCCAUGUGACAGCCCUUGAAAUAUGUGAAGUUGGCUCUCAUAUGUCCUCUCAGUCUCCUCUUUUCCAGGCUAAACAUGCCCAACUCCCUUAACCGUUCCUCAUAAGGCUUGGUUUCCUGACCCUUGAUCAUCUUGGUUGCCCUCCAAGCUCCAGCUUGUCAAUAGCAUCUUUAAAUUGUGGUGCCCAGAACUGGACUUCCAGCGUGCUGCACAGCAAGCAGGGUGGGUUGUGUGGGGGACCAAAGGGCUGGCAAAGGAGCAGGCAGGAUGAGCUGCGGCCAUUGAAUCACCUGCUAAACUGGUUGUUAAACAUGGGUCUCUGGGUUGCAUUCAGGCAGCUCUGGGUCACUGUAUUCAGUCUUUAUAAGGGAUAAGCUUUCUGCCAGAUCACUUAUGCUGUCUACCAGUGCCAGAUUUACGUAUAAGCUAAACAAGCUAUAGCUUAGGGUCCCACUCUCUUGGGGGCUCCCAAAAAAUUUAAAGGGGGGGGACUGGAUGCACAUUUCCAAAAUAUGAGAUAAAAAACAAAUAAAAUAAAACGUGCAUACAGCAACAGUGUUUUGUGUUGUGUAGACUCCUAUUUGUUGUGUGCAAAUGGCUUUAGAUACCUAUCAGGUCCAUAAAUUACUAUAUAACAUAUAUUCAACACAAAAACAAAUGUGACAGUAUGUUGUUAACGAAGGACAGCUGGACAUAUAAAGGGCCCCAUUACCUUCAGUAGCUUAGGACCUCAUCAAACCUAAAUCCGACCCUGCUUUCUACCCUAGUUGCAGUCACUAAUCAUCUACAUAUUUACUCAGAAGUAAGCCUUCUUGAAAGGGACACGGGUGGUGCUGUGGGUUAAACCACAGAGCCUAGGACUUGCCGAUCAGAAGGUCGGCAGUUCGAAUCCCUGUGACAGGGUGAGUUCCCGUUGCUCGGUCCCUGCUCCUGCCAACCUAGCAGUUCGAAAGCACGUCAAAGUGAAAGUAAAUAAAUAGGUACCUCUCCGGCGGGAAGGUAAACGGUGUUUCCGUGCGCUGCUCUGGUUCGCCAGAAGCGGCUUAGUCAUGCUGACCACAUGACCCGGAAGCUGUAUGCCGGCUCCCUCGGUCAGUAAAGCGAGAUGAGUGCCGCAACCCCAGAGUUGGCCAUGACUGGACCUAAUGGUCAGGGGUCCCCUUACCUUUACCUAAGCCUUCUUGAGUCCAGUGAGAUGUGCUCCCAGGGAAAAGGUGCUUGGGAUUGCAACCUAAAAUGUGGGGUUUGAUUGCGUGGCCUACAAGGCUCCCUACCUCUGUGUCCAGAAUCCACCUACCUCAGAAUACUAGUUGUAACCAGGGCAGGGCACAAGUGCCUACUAGGGCUGGGCGAAAUCUGGUUUUCGACAUCAUGAUAUAUCACCAGCUAAGCAUCGUGAUAUACCGAUGUAUCACAAAGUCUGAAAUAAGGAUGGAGCUACGUAGAGGCAUUGGCUGGCUUCAUGGUUCAUCAUGCAUCAUGAUUUUUGCUGGUGCCUGCUCAUUUGAUUCACUGCUCCCUGCAGGAAGCAAAGUAAAGCUGAGCUGGGAGAGUUAACAGGGGCUGCAGGAAUCGAGAGAAAGAUUGGCUGGCUGGCUUCACGGUUUCCCCCACAUUGUGAUUUUUGCAUAGUGCAGACGCACACACACAUUAUGAUUCACGAUAUAUUGUCAGGUCAAAAAUUAUGGAGUCGAUAUCAUGAUAUGGACAAUCCAAACCAGUUUUGGAUGAUAUAUCGAUAUAUUGCCCAGCCCUAGGGCCUAGUUGCCUUCCUGCACUUUCACUUUAGUGCUUUGGUACUUAACCAAUGACGUGGGUAGCCCUGUGGGUUAAACCACAGAGCCUAGGGCUUGCCGAUCAGAAGGUCGGCGGUUCGAAACCCCGCGACAGGGUGAGCUCCCGUUGCUCAGUUCCUGCUCCUGCCAACCUAGCAGUUUGAAAGCACGUCAAAGUGCAAGUAGAUAAACAGGUACUGUUCUGGCAGGAAGGUCAACGGCGUUUCUGUGCGCUGCUCUGGUUUGCCAGAAGCGGCUUAUUCAUGCUGGCCACAUCACCCGGAAGCUGUACACCGGCUCCCUCGGCCAGUAAAUCGAGAGGAGGGCCACAACCCCAUAGUUGCCUUUGACUGGACUUAACCGUCCAGGGGUCCUUUACCUUUACCUUUUACUUAACCAAUAGAAUAGAUGCUUUCCCAGUGUUACACAGAGGACACACCUCCAGUUUCCCCCUUCACAGGCUGGGGACCACCAGCAGGUCUGGAGGGGUUAGCACUGUGGUUAAGUGUACAUUUGAGGCACAGAUGUGCACCUUAUGCAUCAGACCAGGAUGCCAAACAGCCAAUAUCUGCCUUCUCCAACUGACAGCAGCUCUCCAGCAAAAGGACUCUUCCAGCACUGCACCUCUUCUUUUUUCUAGAGAUACCGGAGAUUGAAACUGGGGUGUUAUGCAUGCAGAGCAUGUGCUCUGCCACUAAGCUGUGGCCUGACUUGUCAGACGCAUGCAUCAGAGCCUGUAAAAAUGCUUGUGCACCUAGGCUUUGAUCAUCUGUCUUGCUCCCAUUUGAUAUCAUGGCAAAAUUUCACCCGAAGUAUUUCACCAAGGCUGCAAUCCUAUGCAUGCUAAACUGGGGGGGGGGGGGGCGAGUCUAGUUGAGUCCAGGGGGAUAUAAUAAUGUGCUUCUAAGCAGCCAUGUCAUGGGAUGCCCUGUGAGUAAAACAGAGCCCUUUGUCCAAUUCUGGUUUCGUCUGUGUGUGGUUAGCUACAGAAAAACUGGCCACAUCCACACCAUACAUUUAAAGUACAGUGGUACCUCAGGUUACAUACGCUUCAGGUUACAUACACUUCAGGUUACAUACUCCGCUAACCCAGAAAUAUUACCUCAGGUUAAGAACUUUGUUUCAGGAUGAGAACAGAAAUCGUGCUCCGGCGGCGCAGCGGCAGCAGGAGGCCCCAUUAGCUAAAGUGGUGCUUCAGGUUAAGAACAGUUUCAGGUUAAGUACAGACCUCCAGAACGAAUUAAGUACUUAACCUGAGGUACCACUGUACUAUGACGCCACUUCAAAUAGUCAUGGAAUUCUGGGAGCUGCAGUUUGUUAUGGGUUUGUUAUGAGAGUUGUCAGGAGACCCCUAUUCCGCUCCCACCGCUACAGUUUCCAGAGUUCCCUGUGAAGUGGAAUUGACUGAUGAAACCACUCCAGGAAUUGUAGCUCUGAGAGGGAACUCUGGGGCGUCCCAACAACACUCAGCACCCUUGACAAUCCACAGCCCCCAGGAUUGUUUAGGGGAAGCUGUGGCUGUUUAAAGUGGCAUCAUAGUGCUUCAAAUAUACCUUGUGAAUGUGGCCAAUAGGCACGGCAUUAUAUGCUGUUCUGUACUUUUGUCUAGUGAUAGUAUGCACCUGCCUUCAGUUUGUUAUAAUCCAGGAAUUCAGUGCAACUGCUUAAACACAUAAAGUGAACCGUGUGAUCUCGAAAUGCCUUUCUGGACUGUGGCCCGGGAAGGCAGUGCACUUUGUAAUAAGCAGCCAAACAGUCAAUCUGCCAAUGCAAAUCUGGGGAAACCUCCUGCCGCCCUCCAGGAGUCCCUCUAAGGAUAUUACAGGCAAGGCCACCUCUUGAUAUGGAAUGGAAGUUUCUAUAGUCAGCAUAAUCCAUCAGUAAGUUGUGUCCCUUCUGGACGAUUUUGUACUUUCUCUCUUCCUCGCCCCACAUUCAGAUGAUUGAUAUUCCAGAAAGUAUCAAGUUGAUGGUAAGCCGCGAGGUCUAUGUGAUAGGCCAGAGGAAAGUUGGAUUCUUUUCUGUGGCAUCUCUUCCUUGUGUUUGUGUUCCUGGUGCAUUAGAAAUGGUUGCAGCGUUUUCUCAUAUUGGGGUGUGUGUGUGUGUGUGUGUGUGUGUGUGUGUGUGUGUAAGUGUAACAAAUUAUGUGCAUUGGGCAAAAAAACCCAACAACGGACGAGCUUCAAUCUGUAUCCAAUUGGUAGUUUCCAAGCUUUGUGUUGUAAGAUUUCUAACCUGCCUUUCACCAUAAAGCCUCAAAGCGGAUUACAGCAGUAGAAACCCUACAGUAAUAAUAAUCUUUUAUUAUUAUUAUUAUUAUUAUUAUUAUUAUUAUUAUUAUUUGUACCCCGCCCAUCUGGCUGGGUUUCCCCAGCCACUCUGGGCAGCUUCCAACAAAGAUUAAAAAUACAUCAAAAUGUCACACACUUUACACAUUAAAAACUUCCCUGAACAAGGCUGCCUUCAGAUGUCUUCUAAAUGUCAGGUAGUUGUUUAUCUCUUUGACAUCUGAUGGGAGGGUGUUUCACAGGGUGGGCGCCACUACCGAGAAGGCCCUCUGCCUGGUUCCCUUUGCUUCUCUCAGUGAGGGAACCUCCAGAAGGCCCUCGGCACUGGACCUCAGCGUCCGGGCAGAACGAUGGGGGUGGAGACGCUCCUUCAGGUAUACUGGGCCGAGUUAUAUAAUCAAUUGCAGUUAUUAAAAACAUGCAAAACAUAUAGAAUACAGUGGUACCUUGGGUUAAGUACUUAAUUCGUUCUGGAGGUCCGUUCUUAACCUGAAACUGUUCUUAACCUGAAGCACCACUUUAGCUAAUGGGGCCUCCUGCUGCUGCUGCUGCCGCGCCGCCGGAGCACGAUUUCUGUUCUCAUCCUGAAGCAAAGUUCUUAACCUGAAGCACUAUUGCUGGGUUAGUGGAGUCUGUAACCUGAAGCAUAUGUAACCUGAAGCGUAUGUAACCCUAGGUACCACUGUAAUGACAACCCCAAAGCAGAGUAGGAGAGAUGGAGCCUGCUAAACAAAAUGCCUUAAAGAAGUGGGGCUUCAGAAUAUGGGGUGAGCUAUGCAGCAAAGAGGCUGAGGAAAUCUGUAAGGAGGGAGUCCCACACUUUUGAAGCUGGUAUGCAAACGUAGAAAGCUGCCUUAUACAGAGUCACACCUUUGGUCCGUGUGGCUCAAUGCUGACUGCGCUGACUGGCAGCACUCCUCAGAGUUCCAGUCAGGGGACAUUUUCCAGGGCUAAAUGGCGAUGACAGGGAUUGAACCAGGCACACUUUGCAUGCCAGGCAGACGUUUUUGACCGUGAACAGCACAAGCUUUUAUCUCUGCCCUCUGAAGUUAUUGGAACCUUGCCUCACUCUAAAAGGAACCUCAGUUUUUUUAAGGGGGAUGGAGGAAAGGCAUUUUUAGUAGCUCUACUCUUUCUGCCACUAUAGCCUGUAACUGUCGAAGAAGCAGGGGGUUGCUUGUGAGGUGUAGUGGUUAAGAGCGGUAGUCUCGUAAUCUGGGGAACCGGGUUCGCGUCUCCGCUCCUCCACAUGCAGCUGCUGGGUGACCUUGGGCCAGUCACACUUCUCUGAAGUCUCUCAGCCCCACACACCUCACAGAGUGUUUGUUGGGGGGGGGGAGGGAAAGGAGAAUGUUAGCCGCUUUGAGACUCCUUCGGGUAGUGAUAAAGCGGGAUAUCAAAUCCAAACUCUCACUAUGAUAGCUCAAUAGGACCUUUAGGUUCAGAGGCUGUUGGAACGAGGGUGGUGGAUCAUAAGGGACUUGGACAUAAUCCAAUAAGGGAGAACUUCUUGCAUCCUUGACAUUCUUGUGGAGUUAGGGCUGAGUGAGGAUUUCAUUUGGUCUGUACGUUUUAGGCAAACUGACCUGAUUCAUGCUGACCUGGUUAGAAUUGUUCUGAUUCCCAGGCUAAUGUAUGGGUUGGAAUGCAGUUCUGUUUUGUUUUUAAACCUCUCCAAAUUUUGCAAUAAUUGAUUUUUUAAAAAUACUACUAAAAUGCAUGUUUAACUGAAAAUGCAUACAAUAUGGAUGUUUCAGGGUAGAUUGCAUUUAAAAAUGUGUAUCUAAUGAAAAAAACCAUACAAAAACUGAGUGAGUUUUCAAUUGGUUUUUUAAAAAUGCAGAACAGAUAGAACAGACUCAUGAAUGAGCAGAUGCAAAACAGACACAGACCAGGAAUAGAGGUUAUGUUUCAUUCUGUCCUACAAAUGUUGAUAGUGUGCUUUGUUUGUUUUUAAAUAUUCCCUUCUCUCUGGAAUGGGAAUGGCAUGAAGACUCCAAAAAGAGAGCUUUACUCUCAUUGUGGUAUGGCUGUGCUAGCUGUCUGCACACAUGGACUUGUUUUUUGGUUUGGUUUGUGCCUAACACAAUGAGAGAGAGAGAGAGAGAGAGAGAGAGAGAGAGAGAGAGAGAGAGAGAGAGAGAGAGAGAGGGGAAAUGGCUUUUCUGAAGACUUGGAGCCACCGGAAAAGCCAGGCAUGCGGAUAAUGCACAAGUAGGUGGCACAAUGCCCUCCAGAUGUUGUUGAACUACACCUCCCAUCAUCCUUGACUACUGGCCAUGCUGACUGAGGCUGAUGGGAGUUGGAGUCCAACAAUAUCUGAAAGAUGCCAUGUUGGCUACCCUUGAAAUAAUGAAUCAAAGCAAAACAGAAGGAGGGGGAAGGAGACUGGCAGUGUCUCUUGUUAGGGGACCUGUGGCCCUCCAGAUGUUGUUGGACUCCAUAUCCCAGCAGUCCAAACCAGUAUGGCCAGUGAUCAGGGAUGGUGGGAGUUGUAACCAGUAGUGUAGCGGCAAAUUCAGAAGUGCCUAGUCCCUUUGUGAUAGUCCCAGCUACACCCCCUCACAGCCAAAUCCCCUUCUAAGAUUAUACAACCUUCUAAGGUUAUGCGGUUAUUUUUCUUGGGAGAAAAGCAAUGACAAACCUAGACAGCAUCUUAAAAAGCAGAGACAUCACCUUGCCAACAAAGGUCCGUAUAGCUAAAGCUAUGGUUUUCCCAGUAGUGAUGUAUGGAAGUGAGAGCUGGACCAUAAAGAAGGCUGAUCGCCAAAGAAUUGAUGCUUUUGAAUUAUGGUGCUGGAGGAGACUCUUGAGAGUCCCAUGGACUGCAAGAAGAUCAAACCUAUCCAUUCUGAAGGAAAUCAGCCCUGAGUGCUCACUGGAAAGACAGAUCCUGAAGCUGAAGCUCCAAUACUUUGGCCACCUCAUGAGAAGAGGUGUGUGUGUGUGUGUGUGUGUGUGUGUGUGUGUGUGUGUUUUCUAGGUCACACUUUAAUUUUGCACGGGGAGAAAGUGUGAUCCUGGCCAGUCCUCCGUGCAAACCUUUGCUUUCCCUGAGUUACGUUUACUAUGCCAAAAGCUGUUUGUGACCCACUCUCGUUAAUUUCGUUGCUCAGGGGGGAUGGGGACAAAUCAUUUUGAGCUCAUUGCAUCCUUUUCUCCUCCCAAGUCAAGAGCAGCAAGUCUCUCCUUGCCUCCGAAGUGCAAGAUGUUGGCAGCACACAUAACGUAGGAAAUAAGGCAUUUAGCAGUGCGCUCCAGAAAGUGUCUACAUCUGCUCAGAAGACUCCAGGAGCUGAGCUAAUACAUCUUGGGAGCGGCUAGGAUAAACAUGACUGUAAAGCACUUGGAGCAGUAGUAGCAAGAGGUCGAUUACAUAAAGAGGGGAGUGUAGUUGCAAACUUAGUUUGCUUGCAAGGUCUGCUUUCUGUGCUGCUGGAUAUGUUAAAUUUUGAAUGAGUCAGAUCAAAGAGAAGCGGGAGAUCUAGAAAAUACUGGUUUCCAGUUUUGCAGCACUGUCAGUGCUACGCCAUACAUUUAAUGCACACCCAACACACAUUUGGGGCACGGGUGGUGCUGUGGGUUAAACCACAGAGCCUAGGACUUGCCAAUCAGAAGGUCGGCAGUUCGAAUCCCCGCGAUGGGGUGAGCUCCCAUUGCUCAGUCCCUGCUCCUGCCAACCUAGCAGUUCGAAAGCACAUCAAAGUGCAAGUAGAUAAAUAGGUACCGCUCCGGCGGGAAGGUAAACGGCGUUUCCGUGCACUGCUCUGGUUCACCAGAAGUGGCUUAGUCAUGCUGGCCACAUGACCUGGAAGCUGUACGCCGGCUCCCUCGGCCAAUAAAGCGAGGUGAGCGCCGCAACCCCAGUGUCGGUCACGACUGGACCGAAUGGUCAGGGGUCCCUUUACCUUUCCUAACAAACAUUUAAAGCACAUGACGUCCCUCAAUGAAUCCUUAUUAUUUACUCUGCUAAGCAUUCUGGGAAUUGCAGUUCUUUAGGGAAACUGCAGUUCCUGGAAUUCUUUGUGGGAAGAUGUGUGCUUUAAGUGUGAGCUUUGAAUGUACAAUGUGGAUCUGCCCAAACUUCAGCACUCUGUAUGUGGACAGAGAUAGCUAGCCUAGGGACCUACGGCUGAGAAUCGUAGCUUUCAAUUUUUUAAAGAAGGUUAAUAUUAUUGCUUACAUGAGUGCCAAAAUGAGUUGGUCCCUUACCUUUCUCGCGCUGAUCUGGCCACAGCGAUCCAUGCGACGGUCACCUCCAGGCUUGAUUAUUAUAACUCACUCUACGCGGGGCUGCCCUUGAAGCUGACCCAGAAACUCCAGCGGGUGAGGCUCCUCACGGGGUCCUUGCCGCGGGAUUACAUUCACCCAGUGCUUUACCAGCUGCGCUGGCUCCUGGUGGAGUACAGGGUCAGGUUUAAGGUGCUGGUUUUGACAUUUAAAGCCCUAUGCGGCCUAGGACCCUCGUACCUUUGGGACCACCUCUCCUUUUAAUAAAUUGGUUUUGUUUUUGUUUGUUUGUUUGUCCCCCCCCCCCCAUGUUUUAUUGUAAUUUUAUUGGUGUUAGCCGCCCUGAGCUCGGCUCUGGCCGGGGAGGGCGGGGUAUAAAUAAAAAUUUAUUAUUAUUAUUAUAUUAUAAAAAUCAAAUAGAAUCUGACAUAGAAAAAGUGAAUGAACGUUGUUCUCUAGAGUAAGUUAGGCUCGCCUCUUGUGUGCUAAAAUGGGCAUAGCUAAAUGGAAGCUGCUCAUGGGUCAUUUCCACCUGGCAAUAUGAUUUAAGGCAUGAUUGCCCAGACAGUGAGCAGAGUAAUAAGAGCCACCCAGAUCAAAGGAAAGAGACCAGACAAAGUAAGCGAGGGGGAAUAAUUUUAAUGAACUCCCCCACCACCACGACGGGGUGAGCUCCCGUUGCUCUGUCCCAGCUCCUGCCAGCCUAGCAAUUUGAAAGUACACCAGUGCAAGUAGAUAAAUAGGUACCGCUGUGGCGGGAAGGUAAAUAGAGUUUCUGUGCGCUCUGGUUUCCGUCAAGGUGUUUCGUGGUGCCAGAAGCAGUUUAGUCAUGCUGGCCACAUGACCCGGAAAGCUGUCUGUGGACAAACGCUGGCUCCCUCGGCCUGUAAAGCGAGAUGAGCGCCACAACCUCAUAGUCACCUUUGACUGGACUUAACCAUCCGGGAGUCCUUUACCUUUUACCUUUUACACUAGUUAGUAAAAAGUGGGCUGACAUACAGGAGAGCCCAUUCCAGUUAACCAAUGGGUUUUAUGUUGGAUUAUAUUGGAUGUUACCCAUUGUGUGUUAUGUUGGACUUCUGAAUUAUUAUCUUGUGUGAAGUGCUCCCUGCUGCCUUUUAAAUUAAAGACAGGAUUUGUUCUAGGUUCUGUUUUUCCAUAGGGUUGUUGCCAGUCUUUCACAAUGGCCCAGGGUAGUUCAGCAGUUGCAUCACAUUGGUCAAGAAACAUUUGAAUUACGGUAAUUUGUGGGUGUUCAGCAUCUACCAUUGCUAUGGAUCAUUAAGAUAAGAAGUAUGUAUUCUUUUCCUAGGGAUAUCAAUCAGCUAUGGAAUUUGUAAUUGGCUAAAGAUCUGGUUUUUAAAUCAGUUAAAUUUCAAUAAGAAUCCACACUGCUCAGUGCAGAAGGUAUACUGAGAGGAGAGUAACUUGCAAUUUAAUAAACAAAAGAUGAUACUGUGCUUAAAAGAAAAUGCCUUCUUUCUUUUUCCAAACCUUUAUUAGGCAUUGCAGAUAUAGGCCAUCUUAAAACAUCCAUAUACAAAAUUUUAAAAUAUACACAAAGAGAAGUCCCAGCAAAGGCAGAAUGGAAAUAAAAACUUAUGGAAUAUGCAGAAAUGGCAAAACUUAUUGGAGAUUAAGAAAUCAAGAAUACAAACUUUUUAUAUAAAAAAUGGAAAUGGUUUACUGAAUAUUUACAGAUAAAUUGUAAACAGAAAAGAACAAUGGCAGGAUUAUUGUAAUAACCUGCAGUUUUAUAAGAGUAUAUAUUUAAAGUAGAUGAAUAAUUGAGCAAAUUAAGUUAAUUUGGAUAUGCAGUCAUGGAGCAGGAAUUCUAACAGUUACCUCUGGGUUAAUAUCAGACAGCUAGAAUCUGAUACUUUCAUUGUGCCAUGAUGUUAAACUACCCCAAAAGGGGGAUAACAUGCAUUUACAUAGCUGGUUGCACAGUGGACAGUGGAAAGGAAGGAAGUUCAAUCUGCAGCAUCUCCAAGCAGGGCUGAGAGACAUGCCCAGUCCGAUUGCCUGGAGAGUUGCUGCCACACUGUAGACAAGACUGAGCUAGAUGGACCAAUGAUCUGACUCAGCAUAAGGCAGUUUCCUACGUUCCCAUGCCUCUGCCCAAAGAUUCGACUGGUCAUUUCAGUUGUUAGGGUAUGAAAGUGCUGUAUGGCUGCAUUUUUAUCUAUGUAUUUAUAUUGUGAAAAUGUGUACCCCACUUUUUCGUCUCAACAUCCAAAGGUUUACCACCCCAAGAAGGACAGUCAUCUAAAUACCAACCCAAAGUUUUAAAAGGAAAGCAGUUGCAAUAUAGACCACAAGAAGAAGAAGACAGGGGGGGAAACAUGUAGGAAAACACUGCAAGUUGCUGUACAGUGGUACCUCGCAAGACAAAUGCCUCGCAAGACGAAAAACUCGCUAGACGAAAGGGUUUUUUGUUUUUUGAGCUGCUUCGCAAGACGAUUUUCCCUAUGGGCUUGCUUCGCAAGACGGAAACGUCUUGCAAGUUUGUUUCCUUUUUCUUAACACCGUUAAUACAGUUGCGACUUGACUUGGAGGAGCAACUCAUAGCACGCGGUGUGGUAGCCUUUUUUGAGGUUUUUAAAGACUUUGGUGAUUCUUGAAGCUUUUCCAAAACUUUCCCGACACCGUGCUUCGCAAGAUGAAAAAAAACGCAAGACGACAAAACUCGUGGAACGAAUUAAUUUCGUCUUGCGAGGCACCACUGUACCAACCCAAAGUUUUAAAAGGAAAGCAGUUGCAAUGUAGACCACAAGAAGAAGAAGACAGGGGGGAAAACAUGUAGGAAAACACUGCAAGUUGCUGUAUCCUGCUUAUAAUGGGCUUGAACCAUGCUUGAACACAAGGAAUUACAGCAGCAGGAUAAGCACACACCUAGAGAACAUAAGAAGAGCCUCCUAGAUCAGGAGCAUGUCCCAUCUAGUUCAGCGUCCUGUUUUCGCAGUGGCCAACCAAAUGCCCAUGGGAAACCCACAAAACAUCCACGCACCCCCCACAGCUUUCUAAACAUCCACAUUUGGCAGAAUUGGUUUAGGAAAGGGGUCCAUGCCUCGGAAGGCAGGAAAGAUCAACCUUCCUGGUGUAAUUUUGCUGGUGAGUAGACAGGGAGGGAAAGCUAGUAGAAUCAGGCACAGAACAGUUAGGAAUAGGUUAGCCGUAUUUUUUUAGAGAGACAGAGAGUUUGUUGGGAGUUUGCGUCUUGGUGCUAUUUUUGGAGACGGUUCUGUUCAGUCUCCAGGGUGCCAGCUAGGAGGGUUCUGAAGGAAUCUAGUGAAGGUUGCCAUGAUGCUUAAAGACCUGGAUGUUUGCCAGGUCUGAAGCAGUCCACCCUCUGCCCAGCUACUGUGCUUUGUGGCCUGGAUUCUUAGACUUGCAAGAAAAAAACAACCCCAUCUUACUGUGGUUCUUAUUAUUUCAGUUCCCUGUUAAGUGCUCUUGAGUAGGGCUGGGACAUAUCUGGUUUUCAGCAUCGUGAUAUAUCACCAGCUAAAUAUAACAAUGUCUCGGUAUAUCAUGGUAUAUAUCUGCAGCAGUGGAGGGCCUUAAAAUUUAAGGAAGUAGUAGAUUGAAUUUUAUUUUAUUAUUUUUAAACAGCUUCUAUAUAAUACAUUUAAUAUAUUUUCCACUUAUUUACGCGUAGUUUAAACGAUUUAAAAUGUAAGGAAGUAGUCAAUUGAAUUAUUUAUUUAUUUUUAAAACAGCUUCUAUAUAAUAUAUUUAAUAUAUUUUCAGCUUAUUUAUGAGUAGUUUAAAAUAUAAGGAAGUAGUAGACUGAAUUAUUUUUAUUUUUUUAAACAGCUUCUAUAUAAUAUAUUUAAUAUAUUUUCAACUUACUUACGAGUAGUUUAAGCGAUUUACUAGUCAAGUUGCAUCUGCUUCCCCACUCAGUGGUCUAAGUGGAAUCUGUGCAUGUAUAAGCCCUGCUGACUUCAACUAAACUUACUUUUAUUUUCCUGGGAGUAAGCUUCAUUGAACUUAGUAGGGCUUGCUUGUGAGUAGCCACGCAUUUGCUUGCACUGCUUACUGAAAAACUCUCCCCAUCAUUCUCACGUAAUACCCAACCUCCCAUUUCAGCAUAUGGCAGCCAGCUAAAUCUUCUCCCCUCCAUUCCCCCCCCCCCAGAAGGGGGGCCCCAAAAGCCAGUCAAUCAUCCCACCAAUUUCUCCCUUUUUAUCAAAGGGAGGGAGGGAGGGCAAUCAAGCAAAAAGAUAGUCUCCUUUAAUUAUUAUUAUUAUCCCUUCAUUUUUAAUAUGGAGGAAAGCUAAUUAGGGGAAACCAACAACAUAAACACCACCAGAAACUAAAAAUUCUCCCCCUCUUUUUUUCCACUGGUAGGGGUGAUUGUGAGGGAAGAAAGAAGAGCUUUUCAGUUCUUUGUUUAUAUUCUUUGUUUACUUUGCCAUAUCUGUUCAGCUGAGCUACCCCCUGAGAAGCUGCUUAGUCUCCACCUGGUAUAUUGUCUUGUUGAAACACUCAUCACAAUGCUAUUUCAACACUCAAGGAUAUGGCGAUUUAUUCCACAGCCCUACUCUUGAGGAUGCCUCGAAAGAUAGGCAUAGUGAUUCCCCUGGGCGUGAGGCUAGCUCAGGUGCCAGGAUUCGAACCUGGAGCUACCAGCUGCAACUCUUAACAUGCUGGUGGCUACACCAGAGUGCCUGCCUUCUUCGUGGAGAGUAAUUUGUUUUAUAGAGCACCACUAUCUGCAUGGAUCCGAUCGUCGUUCAAAUGAUAUAAUAAACUUUGUCGUAAAUAUAUUCAGUUUGGAAUGAGGCUUGGAGAGGGAAAUAAUGAUCUGUUGAGAUUUAGAGAGCCACUUAUAUGCAGCUACUCAGCCUAGCACAGGUUGCUGUAUGCAGAGAGGAGAACAGGAUCUCCAAAUAGGAAUCAAUAUGGUUAACAUCACCCAGCAACCCUCCACACCAGGCAUGGGCAAACUCGGCCCUCCAGAUGUUUUGGGACUACAACUCCCAUCAUCCCUGACCACUAGUCCUGUUAGUUAGGGAUGAUGGGAGUUGUAGUCCCAAAACAUCUGGAGGGCCGAGUUUGCCUAUGCCUGUUCCACGCAGACACGCAAACAACUCACCACAGUCAUCUGAAGGCAACCAACCUCUCAAUGCCAAUGAAAACGAAUACAAGAACAGAAAGAGAACCUACCCACGUGACGUUGACACAAAAACACUAUGUAAAAGAAUGGGUUCAAAUCCUGCUCCGAACAAUAAAGCUGAUUGGAUAACUUUGGAGCAGUCAGGAGCAUCUCUGAGCCUUACUCACCUCACAGGAUCAGUUGUGAUGAAGAAACUGGGAAGAUGAUACAAAGAAUGUACACCCAUCUGAAGUUUUGGAGGAAGGGCCGUUCAUAAAUCCAAUUAUUAUUGGGUGGUCCACUGCCCAAAGUGCAGCCCUUACUCUCAUCCCCCUUGAAAAGACUGCAGGCUUUUCGACGGUCUUAAAAAGCAGAAAGCAAUGAACUAGUUCAGGCUUCUUCAGCCUGGCCCUCCAGAUGUUUUGAGACUACAAUUCCCAUCAUCCCUGACCACUGGUCCUGCUAGCUAGGGAUCAUGGGAGUUGUAGGCCAAAAACAUCUGGAGGGCCGAGGUUGAGGAAGCCUGAAGUAGUUGCAGCAGCUAUGCCUUAGGUGAUGGCAGAUGGGUAAAUAAAGGUUUUAGCCCUAAGAGGUUCAGUGACAGGAAUAGAGAGGCUUUUCUUUACUAUUACUUGCCUCCUCUGGGUUUUUUCCUGGUGAUUUUCAAAUGCACCACUUUCCCGCCUGUUGAAAUUGGCCUUGUUUUCUUUUCCUUUUUUGCUGAUUCCUCUUUCUUAUAGAGAGAUGCAUAUAUAUAUAUAUAUAUAUAUAUAUAUAUAUAUAUAUAUGAAGGCAGAAUAAUCCCAUCUUCUUAAAGAGUGUUAUAUCUUCCCUGUUCUUCUAAACUGAAGGAGCGAAAGAGAAAAUGUGCACAUCAGCGUUCUUAACGGACAGGAACACACUUGAAGAAGCCCUGUGUGUUUCAGAUGCAGAAAAUAACAGUGCCAUUCAUACAAGUUUAGGCCUAAUGUGGGAUAUCAGGUGCAGUUUGCAGUGCUACGUUGCAAAAAAUAAAAGUACCGUUUGGCCAGAAAAGGAAACACAACAAUUAAGACAGAAGAAAUGGGAAAUGGCUGAAGGAAUGAGUACAUUUUGCUCUAAAAAGAAGAAUCCUUUUUCAGUGCAGGGAAAAUUCAAGAGGUGUGGUCAGCCUAACAUUUAGCAUUCCCUCCCUUUGUAUGAAGAUGGUCCGGCAGUUUAUGAUUGCGCAAAGGAACUCUGGUUUAACGUAGCUUCGUUUGGGUGCUAAGAAUUCCAGGCUGCCCCUUCAUAGAGAUAUCGAAGAGAGGAGCAAAUUGAUGGAAUCAUAGAAUCGUAAAGUUGGAAGGGACCACGAGAAUCAUCUAGUCCAACCCCCUACAAUGCAGGAAUAUUUUGCCCAGCAUGGGGCUUGAACGCACGAACCUGAGAUGAAGAGUCUCACGCUCCAUGGUCAGCACUGUGCCAAGGAAACCCUUAAAGGUAAAGGGACCCAUGACCAUUAGGUCCAGUUGUGGCCGACUCUGGGGUUGCGGCGCUCAUCUCGCUUUAUUGGCUGAGGGAGCCGGCGUACAGCUUCCAGGUCAUGUGGCCAGCAUGACUAAGCAGCACACGGAAACACCGUUUACCUUCCCGCCAGAGCAGUACCUAUUUAUCUACUUGCACUUUGACGUGCUUUCGAAAUGCUAGGUUGGCAGGAGCAGGGACCGAGCAACGGGAGCUCACCCCGUCACGGGGAUUCAAACCGCCAGCCUUCUGAUCGGCAAGUCCUAGGCUCUGUGGUUUAACCCACAGCGCCACCUGCAUCCCAAAGAGACCCUUAGGAUAAUCUUAUUUAACCUUUUGGCAGCCUGCAUAGACUCUCUGAUGCAAUUCCCUUCCUCCUCCUUUUCCUUGAUUUUAUUUUUCUGCCGCUCUGGGGUUGGGGGAACCGGUGUUCCUCCAGAAGUUGUUGAACUACAACUCCCAUCAUCCCUGGCCGUUGGCUCUGGUGGCUGAGGCUCAUGGGGGGUUGGAGUCUGUAGUUUGUUAAGAGUAGCGAGAGAUGUUAGGAGACCCACCUUCCCAGAGCUACAAUUCCUGGGGAGGCUUAAUAAUCAAUCCCUCAUCCUGGGGAACUCCGGGAAUAGUAGCUCUCUGAGGGUGAUAGGGCUGUAAUAACUCUCAGGACCCUUAAACUAUACUUCAAGGGAGUCUUUGGGGGGGGGAACUGCUAAGUUGUGGGUGAACAUAUCAGACGACACAGCGAUUCUUCAGACAGCUCUUGCUUAUUCACAGGCCAGAACAGAACUGGGCUGAAGGGUUCAGCCAACCUGCUUAUAUAGAGCUCCACUACAAUGCAACAGUAACAACUUUCUGUAACUAUCCAAUCACUGAAUGCCACUUUCAAUUCCUUAUUUGCAUAUGUGGACCUGAGUGAAAACUAUCUACAGUAUCCCCCUGCUGGCCCAGGGUGAGAACUUCAGGACAUAACAGAAACCAUCGCUGUUUAAAGUGCAUGAUGCUCCUUUAAAUAUAAAAUGCAAAUGGGGCCUUACACUACAUUCCGGAACCCACCAUGAACGCCUUCCUUGUUCUCUUAUAAUGGCAAUGGCGCCCACCUGAGAGGUGCCGGAAUCGAGUUCCAUCGAGUUCCGGCUGGGGAGGGGGGAAGCCCUGGACAUGACUAACUUAGGUGGAUUAAUUUCACGAGGUCUACUCUAAGUAUAGCCAAAGUAGGAUGCCACUCCCUGUACAUAUCAAUAUGGGGGAAGACAUGGUUUGCAUUUGUAUACAGUGGUACCUUGGUUCUCAAACUUAAUCCGUUCUGGGAGUCUGUUUGACUCCCGAAACAGUUCGAAAACCAAGGCUCGGCUUCCGAUUGGCUGCAGGAGCUUCCUGCACUCAAUCGGAAGCCGCGUCGGACGUUCGGCUUCCGAAAAACGUUCACAGACCAGAGCACUCACUUCCAGGUUUGCGGCGUCCGGGAGCCAAGCCGUUUGAGUACCAAGGUACCACUGUACUUUGGCCUUUCAAACAGCAGCAAGGAGGAGCUGAAUUCUGACCCUACUGAGGAUACAAGGGGGAUGGAGCAUCUCCCUGCCCCCCUCCCCAAAAAACCCCACUCAGGUUCCUUUCUUCUCCAGCAAUGAGGGAGACUGCUGAACAGCUGCGAUCUGUUUCUGGAAAGCUUUCUGUAUCUGUUUAGGCAGACCUGAUGGAAAUGGCCGCACGCUCUGCUGCCAGCAUGGAUCUUGUAUUCAUGCACAGUGGGCAGGAGGAGCGAAAGGAGUCGAUUUUGCUGCUUCAGACCAAACCUGCACUCUGGUUGUGGGUGGUGAUUAUUAUAGCCGGCACUUCAGAAUUUGCAUUAUUUCCCUCAGUGGAAUGGAGACCGCCUCUCCUGUCGAUUUGACUAACAGAGGCUGCUGCUCUCAUCUGCCUUUUGUUCCGUAGCGCCAAGCAUUGAGGGGGUUUCUUUCUUUCGACACCACCCCCCUCGCUAUAGGGUCUCCGCCAACACUGCGAGAAGCAGCCAAUCAUGCUCAGGAAAGAGGUUCGCCAUAACAAAAGCUUUGGGGAGUGAACAGGGCUAGUCUGAGGGGUGGAAGGAGGGAGGUUUCUGCAAUCAUGGCUGCUGUCCUCCUCACUGUUCUCUGAGUGGGAAAAUAGCAGCAGCUUUCCUCUGGCGCUGAGGUGAUCCAGCUAGCGAAAUGGCAGAGAGUUGUCGUGGCCGAUGGGGACUGUGCGUGUGUUACAGCACAUUCUUGUGUGUGGGUGUUUUGGGGGGUUUGUCGUCCCCCCCCCCAAUUUUUAGCCGUAUGGCUCUCUCAGGGAGAAAACAGACCGUAAGCAUUCAAAGGCGGCAUGUAGAGCCUUUUCAGACGUUCCCUCACAAAAUUAAUGAUCAUGUCUCACUGGUCCUGCGGUUGUGUCUCUGAUGGCUCAGCUCCCCACACCCCAAUUUUUAUAUUGGGGGGCACAGCCAUAGAGGGGAUCCAGCUCUCAGCAUUUAGGCUCCCCCCCCCAUAGUUAACAACCCUGCCUGACCAAGCCCACCUCACAGGGUUACUGUGUCUUGAGUUCCCUGGAGAAAGGGACAAAUACGAAUGUGAGCAAUAUUUUUAAGCACAGAUUUUUGGCUUGUACAUAAUUGCCCACCUCUUUCCAAUAAGGUGACCAGACAGGAAAUUGUUGUUUUUGAUUUGAACAAGAUGGGUGCCUUUUUUUUUCCUUGAAGGCCACCAAUUGGCUAAAACGAACGUGCAAAAGAAAAAAAUCAUAAAGAAGGGGAUUUUAAGGACAGGGAUGUAUAAUUUGUGGGUGACCUUUGCUUGCCAUGCCCAAAAUUGUGGUCUCCAUCUUCCUGCUCAUCCUUCCCCCCCCCCUUUCAUAGAAUUUUGGAGUUCUGGGGGGCCUUUCAAGGCAUCUAGUCCACCUCCUUUAGAAUAAAGGAAUCUUGGAACAAUAUCAACCUUGACAGAUUUUGCUUGUUCCCAAUUUCCACAACAUAGGAAGCUGUAGUUAACUAAUAGCAGAAGUGAAAGUCUCAGAACUCUGUGCAGGAGAGGAUGGAAGAACGUGUGAUCCCAAGAGAGAGCUCACUCCCGUUGCACAAAACUAUGAUUUAUUGCAGCAUCCACAUGCAGUCACUGCAUUUGAGCCUUGGAGCUCUUGUUUGCAAAAAGAUAUACCCCUAGAUAUUUAUAGAUGGCCACUUGACUCUGGUAAUGCUGUCUUAUCUUAAAUAAAACUGACCAUUCAUACUCAAUUUAUGCUGGACAGGGUUUUGUCCUAGUACAGGGAUGUCCAACAGGUCGGUCGCGAUCUACUGGUCCAUCCCUGCGAGGUUAUGGUCGAUCGCGGUCGACCGCUGUCCCCCUUCCGGCCCCGGCCCCUCGCCCCACCCCGCCCUCCAUUGUUGGAGAACGGAAGCCGGAGUUUACAAACUGAGGCUGUUUUUCCCCCAGUGAUCCUUCGGUGAGAUUCUCUUUGACCCCCAAAGAAUGUAAAAAACAUUGUGCCCCCCAAAAAGCUAAGCAACUUAUGCCUCCUGAACCCCCUAAAAACGGGGCUACUCCCCUCCCUAAAAAAGCUCAACAACUUUGACCUGAACCCCCCAAAAACGGGGGUAGAUUACUGCCAGUUUUUAAUUCCACAAGUAGAUCGCAUUCUCUUGGAAGUUGGCCACCCCUGUCCUUGUACAUUCCCACAGUCAGUUUCUCAUGCGAGCAAAUAUUUGCAGAUGUUCACAUUUCCCCCUGAAAUGAAAGCGGGGGUUCUACCAAGUGCCAGUCACAUCGAUGUGUGUUUGUACACAGCUACCCCAUUUUAAGAACAUGAGAAGAACCUGCUGGAUCAGACCAAUGUCCCAUCCAGUCCAAUUUCUGGUUCUCACAGUGGCCACCAGAUGCCUAUAGGAAGUCCACAAGCAGGACGUGAGCUCCACAGGACUCUCCCCUUUUGCUCUCUUCCCUAUACAGGGCCGCUUUCAGAUGCCUUUUAAAGGUUGUCUAGUUACCGUAUUUUCCCGUGUAUUAGACAGUUUUUUCAUAUAAAAAAGAAAUGCUAAAAAUUGGGGGUUGUCUUAUACACAGAGGGGGGGACGGUCAAUUGGUGGCAGCCGUGAGCAGCAGAUUGUCAGCGGUGAUUGGGCGGUUGAUUGGUGACGACGGUAGCAAGGCCUGCUGACGAUUGGCUGCUGCUUUUGACGAUUUCUUUCUUCUGCGAGGCGUGCGAUUGGCAGUGGCGGUCCUGCGGGUGAGCGAUUGGCAACAAUCCCCCCCCAAAAAAGCUCAACAGCUUUGUGCAAUCCUUCCCAAAUAAGCUCAACAACUCAGGGCAAUCUCCCCCCAUUUCCUUAAUUUGGGGGGUCUCCAAAAAUAGGGGUCGUCUUAUACACGGGGGCGUGUUAUAUAUGGAAAAAUAUGGUACUUAUCUCCUUGGCUCAGGGGAUCACAUAACACAUGGGUAGGCAAACUAAGGCCCAGGGGCCGGAUCCGGCCCAAUCGCCUUCUCAAUCCGGCCCGCAGACGGUCCAGGAAUCAGCGUGUUUUUACACGAGUAGAAUGUGUCCUUUUAUUUAAAAUGCAUCUCUAGGUUAUUUGUGGGACCUGCCUGGUGUUUUUACAUGAGUAGAAUGCGUGCUUUUAUUUAAAAUGCAUCUCUGGGUUAUUUGUGAGGCAUAGGAAUUCGUUCAUUCCCCCCCCCCCCCGAAAAUAUAGUCCGGCCCUCCACAAAGUCUGAGGGACAGUGGACCGGCCCACGGCUGAAAAGGUUUGCUGACCCCUGACAUAACUCCAUACUCUGAUGAAAAUAGGGACUUCCUCAGGAAAAGCGGGGCAUUCAGGGAGCAAAUCAGAAACCAGGACAGCUUCUGGAAAUCCAGGACUGUCCCUGGAAAAUAGGGACAUUUGGAGGGUCUGAACUGGCUCAUGUACCAGCCAUAUGCAUGUUUAGGAAUCCCUGAGCUGGCCAGCUGCAUUGUCCAUUAUGCUUUGUUCUUUGAAAUUUGCAGCCAGUCCUCCCUUGCCGUCCGACUCAUUGGACAUUUGGUAAUGAGCCCACAUCUGUUUCUUUCCAACAGAUUGACGAACUCCCCGAGGGAGCCGUGAAGCCUCCCGCAAAUAAGUACCCCAUCUUCUUUUUCGGGACUCAUGAAACGUAAGUGAACAAAUGUACACGCUUUUAAAAAUAUGCUUUUAAACCAUUUGAGCCUAGUGCUUCUCUUUAAGGAAUGAGCUUGCUUUGAAAUUGGUAGGAGACUGAAGUUUUCUGCAUUCGCUUGUACAGUGGUGCCUCGCAAGACGAAAUUAAUUCGUUCCGCGAGUUUUGUCGUCUUGCGAUUUUUUCCGUCUUGCGAAGCACGGUGUCGGGAAAGUUUUGGAAAAGCUUCAAAAAUCACCAAAGUCUUUAAAAACCUCAAAAAGGCUACCACACCGUGGACAAUGAGUUGCUCCUCGAACUCAAGUCGCAACUGUCAUUACGGUGUUAAGAAAAAGGAAACAAACUUGCAAGACGUUUCAGUCUUGCGAAGCAAGCCCAUAGGGAAAAUCGUCUUGCGAAGCAGCUCAAAAAACAAAAAACCCUUUCGUCUAGCGAGUUUUUUGCCUUGCGAGGCAUUCGUCUUGCGAGGUACCACUGUAUAGAGAUCUCAGAGCUUGCUUUGUGGGGGAAACCCUUUGGGAGCAAGAGCUGGCCGGAGCCUGACUGAUAUCAUUUGCUAUCUGUUGGCAGACCACAAUAAAACCAUUACAAAAACAGGUUGCCACCUUUGCAGCUCAAAAAGAUGGCCGUAAUGCUCUAAAGAUGUCUGCUGCGGCCUGCAGAGAGGACCAUCCGCAAUAGUAUUUUGAUGCUGUUGUUAAUCUCGGUGUGUACUGAUAAUUAUUCGUGCUAUAUAUAUAUGUGUGUGUGUUAUAUAUAUUGUUAGCUUUAUUAUGAGUGCUGUGUUUUGCCCCGCUCCCCUAGUGUUUGUUCAAGCAGGCGUUGAGAUUUGCUACCAGUUUGUGACUGUAGGUGAUUCCCUUACAUUUGUUAUCCCGAAUCAUAUUUUAGAAACGAGCUAAAAAUACACGUCUUGAUCUCGUUUAUUUGUGGGGCCACCAUCCUGCGUACCAGGGAAGGAAAUUUCUGCAAUGGGUUGUAUUUUGCUCCCCACUAAGCAACCACAGGGCAAGCUCAAAGGUCUUUCAGAAUUUCAAGGAAAUCUGCAAUGUUUAUGUGGUUAAAAGAUUUUAUCAAUGCUACCCCAAUAUGGACAGGCAGCAAAUUGCAGGCAGCUGGAAGUGGCAAUUUGUAGUUUCACCACAGGAGGGCACAUUCACCUAACAUUUAACUGCAAUAGCACUGCAGAGUGUCCUAAUCAUAGAGUUAGGAAGCAGUGCAGAGUUAACAUACACCCACUGGUAUUGUUUGGGAUCUCCAUCCAUUUCCGUUAGGGUGAUAAGAGUACAAUGUGUCAGCAUGUGUAAUAUGUUUCAGGUUUGCAAUAACAUUGACAUAUCGUGUGUGUGUGUGUGUGUGUAAAAUUACAUUUUCUGUUUUACCAUUUAGAAUACUCAUUUAAACAUCUGUAAAAUAUAAAUGACUUCCCUUCUUCUCUUUCCAUGGUUCAUUUUGCAUAUCAUAAAUCUGCAUAUUUUACAUAAACUCAACCAUUCAGUGUUCCAUUAUUGCAUCCAUCAAAACUUAUUUACACUGUUGAAUAUGUCUUAAUGUUGCCAACUGUUUAGGGAAUUUCUUAAUGUUUGACCUUUUAUUGUGUUUUUAAUAUCCUGUUGGAUACAUUUUCAACUGUACACAAUUUCCUCCUAUAUAUUCAAUAAACAUUUUCCAAUCAGCUCUAAACGUAUGUUUAUGACACAUCUACAUUGAGUGACAAGUAACCUUAGACACAUGAGCAGUCUUGUUGCAAUACAGUGAUGAGUGGACAGCAAAACAAGUGAACAUUCAAACUGUUGCAAUAGCCUAAGACCUCAACUCAGCCCACAUCACUGUACAUGAUUUGUGAACCACUGACGCAUAAGCACCAUGAGAAUUAUCUUGAACAUCAGCAGAACAUCUAUAGUAGCAAGAACUAUCCUUAAUAUUGUACUAAGCUCAUGGGGAAACCCAGCCAGAUGGGCAGGGUAGAAACAAUAAAUUAUUAUUAUUAUUAUUAUUAUUAUUAUUAUUAUUAUUAUUAAUGUUCUGUCUCACAGUACCCCUGUUAUUUGGGGUUAUUCUGUGCUGGAGUACAUGAGAGGUUGACCACAUGGGAAGUUGGCGCAAGCCGUCCUCUCAGCUACAGGGCCAAACUGGGCAAGGCACCAUUGACAUUCUUAGCAGUGACAUGAGUGGGGGGUUUUUUAAGUAAGUAGCAGGGAUGGGGAGUACGAGCUGGAUCAGGAUCCCGGCAAGGGGGUGGGGAGGUCAUUGGAGGAAAAGCUUCCAUUCACAUGCUGUCUCAAAUGUACACACCUCAGCUAACCUGCGAAGUGAAUGUGGCUUAAGUUUUCAAAUUGGAUGAAAGAUGGUUUGAGGGACAGUGCAUCAAACAGCAACAUUUCUCAAGAAACUACAGGAUAUGUAAGGAUUGUGACUCUUGCCAUGUUUGAAGCACCACCAGUGGGAACACACUGGAGCCAGAGUAAAUAAUAAUGUUGCACAUAGCCAUUAGUGUUAUGCCUGAGCAUAACAGGGUUGUUUGUCUCUAGACCACGAUCUGAAGCCAAGGUUUCUUCUUGGCUUACCAACACAUACACAAUACAUAAAUACUAUAAUCAACUCUGAGAUUUUCAGACGUUGAGAGGGAUAAAACUGAAGUCUGAAAUAAGUGCCUAGAUAAUUUACUUAAUCUUGGCUGAUGGCCAGCAUUCUGUCCAAAUGUAACCACUGGGACUGGAACCAGGAAGCAAGAUUGUAAAGCAAAAUAAAAAGUAGGAAGAGCGAACCAACAUUGUAAAGUGCCCUUAUUCAGAUUAGUCACGCUUAAACGCUAUUGAUAUUAAUGAGGCUGUGGUUAGGCUCUUUUGAGACAUCAGGUCAAGCCAUGGUUAAGGAAACUGCAUGGUAUGUUGUAUGAAUUGACAAACCCAUAUUUUCUCCUUGGUUACAAAACCAGAAUCAGCACUUUAACAUGAGGCUCGCAAACCAUGUUGUUGUUGUUUAGUCGUUUAGUCGUGUCCGACUCUUCGUGACCCCGUAGACCAGAGCACGCCAAGCACUCCUGUCUUCCACUGCCUCCCGCAGUUUGGUCAAACUCAUGCUGGUAGCUUCAAAGACACUAUCCAACCAUCUCGUCCUCUGUCAUCCCCUUCUCCUUGUGCCCUCCAUCUUUCCCAACAUCAGGGUCUUUUCCAGGGAGUCUUCUCAUGAGGUGGCCAAAGUAUUGGAGCCUCAGCUUCAGGAUCUGUCCUUCCAGUGAGCAUUCAGGGCUGAUUUCCUGAAGAAUGGUUAGGUUUGAUCUUCUUGCAGUCCAUGGGACUCUCAAGAGUCUCCUCCAGCACCAGAAUUCAAAAGCAUCAAUUAUUUGGUGAUCAGCCUUCUUUAUGGUCCAGCUCUCACUUCCAUACAUAGUCUGUGCUAACUAUGGUUUGUUGUGAUGCCUGAAUUGACAAACCAUAGCAACAGUUGCUGUUCCUCCUCCAGAGGCUGCAGCAUCUGAAGACUACAUUGCUGAGCAGACAGAAAACGGAAAACAGGCAUGCAGCUCCAAACUAUGUUUUGUCUGACCGCAAGCCAUGGUUUGGUAUUGUGAUGUCUGAACAAAGCCACAAUCAAGACUAACUAGUUCCAUUUUUCAUGGGACCAAUUUCUCCGAACAAUGACUAUCAUAUUACUGUACCUAAUAUAGCAUAUGAAACUACCAUUUGACUGUCAUUUUCAUUAAACCGCAGUGCAUUUCUGGGGCCUAAAGAUCUCUUCCCAUACAAAGAAUAUAAAGACAAGUUUGGGAAAUCGAACAAACGAAAAGGAUUUAACGAAGGCCUGUGGGAAAUCGAAAACAACCCCGGUGUCAAGUUUACUGGCUACCAGGUAAGAAUGGUUUCUUUUCUCUUUUAGCUUUUCUCAGCUAAGCCUCUCCCAGGGCACACUUACCAAAGUACAGACAAUUUUGGGCCUCAGAGGUGUCUAGAGUUAGCAGAAAGCAUCUUACAACAACAAUGCCAGGGGCAUUGAGUUAUAAUAUACCAAAUCCAUCAUGAUAAUAAGACCAGGUCUUAUUGAGAAUCAUCAUGUUUUCUGUUUGGGGUUUAGAACUAGCAGUGUUGGCUCCAAUUUGUUUAUUUGUUUGUAAAGGCUGUACUUUCCUUUCUCCCUCUCUCUGGGCCCAGUCUGAGGAAAGACAAGUUAGAAAUACAAUAAAUAUUAAAAAUGCCUCAAACCCAUGGGAGAGGGGGCAAACCACAGGAUGUGAUAGUGAGCAGAGAUCUCAAGUUCUGGAGAAGCGGAGCUUUCAUUUCUGAAUUUUUUUUUAAGGAAGAACAAGUGUCUGGCCCCUGUGGUUGCGAAGCUAUGCCAGGAAGUGUGGGGGCAAUUCCUGCUGAAAUCUCAGAUACCAUAGAAGUGUGAAAAGAAGAUUGCAAAUGGUUGGGGGCCCUUCUGGGUCCUUCUCAUUGUCUUUCAUCCCUCUGCCUGUCAGGUCUAGUAGAAAGAGGUUAAAUUUUGGAUCAGCAACAACAAAAUGUCAGUGGCAGCUUCCACACUGCUUGGUUUAGUGACUUGUUACAUGACACCUGUACAAUGCCAUUAGCAAAAUAGCCAGUCCUUCACAUUUUCCCUGUUCAUAACUCAGAAAAUAUUUCAUUUUCCUUUUCCUAUUCCCCCUUUCCCCUUUCUAAUGGUACUUUUAAAAAAUUCCCCUGGUGCAGAUAAACAUCCCAUUGCUAUUAGUGUCAGAUUAUGGCCUACAUAGAUUGGUCAGCCAUUUUCUAGAUUGUGAUCUAGCCACUGUCUCCUCUGUAAUCUCUCUCUUCUCUCUAGGAACCAACUCUAUCACUUUAACCUUCCCUUUCCCCAAAACAGCACCACCUUUUUAUCUGUUUUAAAUACAUAGAGGUUUUGCUAUCUGAACACAUGCGUUCUCAGGAAAUCAUUUGUUAGGUGAGCGUUUGCAUAGCGAGGUGCCAAUUUCCAUUCAUUCCUAUGGAAACAUUUCUAAUGCGUUCCCAACCAUGAAAUUUUGACUCCCAAAUGAAGAAGAAAAAACCCAGGGAAAUCCACUACAACUUUGCAAAAGACAAGGAUGGAAGGAAUGCUCCCUUAUUCAUCCGAUCUCUCCAACCAGAGUUUCUGGCAAAACGGCUGCCGUGGACCAGAAAAACACAAACAAAUAAUAAGGCUGCUUAUUUGUACUACACAUAGGUCCAGCUGUUUGGUUAUCUGAAUCUGUGGUGUGUAUAGCAAAAUUUGGGUACUAAUUCAUCACGUUCAAAUGAGUGAAUUUUCAUAGAACGAGCGUUUGGAUAGCGGGACCCGCAUGUGUUAGCACUGAGUACGUGCCGCUCUGUUUAGAAGUAGGCAAUCUGUACAGUAGGCCUGUUUCACAUCUGGGUAGAAUGGUAGAAAGUGCCCAAUAUCUCUAAAUCAGUUUCUGCCUCAUAUGGGAUGUUACAAAAGCCUAAACAAGCUGCAACGAUUUGUCUCAUUCCAAAGGCAAUUCAGCAACAAAGUUCAUCAGAAACUGAGGGGGAAGGAGGGAAUACGGCAGACGCCAGCAGCGAGGAGGAAGGUGACCGGGUAGAAGAGGACGGAAAAGGCAAAAGAAAGAACGAAAAAGCGGGUUCAAAACGGAAAAAAUCCUACACUUCGAAGGUAAUUCAUGAGGUUUCCUCUUGUUGCUGUUGCCCAUAAGCAGUGCUUUCUUUUUUUCAGUAGUAUGGAAUAAUGACACUUCUAAUAAUAGUAAUAGUAAUAAUAGUGGUAGUAAUAAUAAUAAUAAUAAUAAUAAUAAUAAUAUAAUGCAAUGUCACAUUCCUGUUAUGUAUUCAGUGGUCUGUGUUAGCCUGAGCUUGAGUCUGGACUAAGGAUUCUGAGCCCCUGUGUCCUGAUUCGAUACAUGACAUCCAAUCACAGAACAUUUGAGGAUUUGAGCCUCUGCCAUUGGCCCUUACACUCUGAGUCAUGAUUCGCAGCUUGGACGUUUAGACAGCCAAUCACGUUGGGAGUGGCCCAGGCCUUCAUAAAUGUAUAUAAGCAGUUGCUUUGCCCCUGUUGUCCAGUAACGUUCUUACUGUUAUCACUGUGUCUUACCUCAUGGGAACCCACUUCAAUUCCCAUCUUAACAGGAGGACUUCCAGGUGCUUACUACAAUAACCCCUCAUCUUAUGUGGGUUUGGUUUCAAGGGUUCAACUUACAUACACAAAACUUGCAUAUACCCACCCCUUGGAGCUGCUCUAUGGCUAGUGGGUGAUCUGAGGAGAGAGGGCAUCCUUAACACUCCCAGAGUUGGUGUGCCAAGUAGGCCUUGCAGACAAGGUGAAGAACUUUAAAACUCUUCUCAAGAUGCGUCUGUUUGGGCUUGUUGUUGUUGUUUAGUCAUUUAGUUGUGUCUGACUCUUUGUGACCCCAUGGAGCAGAGCACACCAGGCACUCCUGUCUUCCACUGCUUCCCGCAGUUUGGUCAGACUCAUGUUGGUAGCUUCAAGAACAGUGUCCAACCAUCUCGUCCUCUGUCGUCCCCUUUUCCUGGUGCCCUCAAUCUUUCCCAGCACCAGGGUCUUUUCCAGGGAGUCUUCUCUUCUCAUGAGGUGGCCAAAGUAUUGGAGCCUCAGCUUCAGGAUCUGUCCUUCCAGUGAGCACUCAGGGCUGAUUUCCUUAAGAAUGGGUAGGUUUGAUCUUCUUACCCAGCACAAAAAGAGCAUUUAAGCUCUCCAUCAGUCUCAAUGGAUGACCUUGGGCCUGUUGCUACCUCUCAGCCUAAGUUACCACAAAGGGCCAUAGUGAGAAUGGUGGGGAAAUGGGGAGAAUAAUAUCUGUCACUUUCAACACCUUGGAGGAGAGUUGGGAUAUAAAUGUAAUUAAUAAUAUUGCACCUGCUUCAGAACAACAGGGGACAAAAAUGGAAAUGAAAUUGAACCCAGAAACUGCCCCGUCAGAAUCUGCUGUAUUCUCACAUCCAAGUAAACGAUGCUUAAACACAGGCUGUCUUCUUUUCUUCCCCCCUUGAUGGAUAUACUUAGAAAUCUUCCAAGCAGUCACGGAAAUCUCCUGCAGAUGAAGAUGACAAGGACUGCAAAGAGGAAGAAAAUAAGAGCAGCUCCGAUGCUGGGGAAGCAGGCAACGACACAAGAAACACCUCUUCAGACUCGCAGAAAACUAGUGAAGGGGUAAGGGUUACUUUAAUGAAGGCCAUGACAUCCGAAGCAUUCUAAUGUCGCUUUCCGCAGCCACGACUUCUCCCAAAGAAUGCUGGGAAGUGUGGUUCGUUAAGGGUGCUGAGAAUUGUGAUUCGCCCUCACAGAGCUGUCAUUCCCAAAGUGGAUUAACAAUAGGGUUGCCAUACGUCCAGAAUUUCCUGGACAUAGCUGGAAUAUGGCAGUCAGAAGCAGUGUCUGGGCAGAAAUCGCUGAAAUGUCUGGGGAAAUCCGAAUGUACAGCAACCCAUGUCGUAAGUACAGUGGUACCUCAGGUUAAGUACUUAAUUCGUUCCGGAGGUCCGUUCUUAACCUAAAACUGUUCUUAACCUGAAGCACCACUUUAGCUAAUGGGGCCUCCUGCUGCUGCCGCACCGCCAGAGCCCGAUUUCUAGUCUUAUCCUGAAGCAAAGUUCUUAACCUGAAGCACUAUUUCUGGGUUAGCGGAGUGUGUAACCUGAAGCGUAUGUAACCUGAAGCAUAUGUAACCUGAGGUACCACUGUAUAGAUUUUGGCGAAUUUCCUUUGGGCAAAACUAAAAAAUAGCUCAACAACUUUUGUGUCCAGAUUUUCACUUUUUGAAAUAUGGCAACCCUAUUUAACAAUCCCUCUUUCCAGGGAACUCGUGAAAGUGUAGCUCUGUGAGGGGAACUGGGGUCUUACAGCAACUCUCAGUAUGAUUAACAAGCUACAUUUCCCAGGAUUCUUUGGGGGAAGCCAUGGCUCUUUAAAGUGGUAUAAAAGUGCUUUAAAUGUAUUGUGUGGCCAUAAUCUGGUGGGACUAGAUGCAAAGGGAUGGUGCUGUAUUAAAAGAAUAAAUAGCAGUGGGGGCACGGUCAUUCCAGAACAACACAUGUGUCACCCCCAUGGCACAGAGAAGAUGCAUCAUGAUUCGUAAUUAUCAAUUGCAUGGGUGUCUUUUUAAAAGUAAAUUGCAGGUGUGGGAGCCCUUAAUCUGGAUUGUAGCUUUCGCCUUCCCUGCCCUGCUACUGUAGUCAGGCUGCAGUUGCUAUUGCCACUGGAAUACAGUCAAACCUCGGUUGUCGAACGUAAUCCAUUCCAGAAGCCCGUUCAGCUUCCGAAAUGUUUGACAACUGACAUGCGACUGGCUUCUGAGCAGCGUCAGACGCUCGGCUUCCAAAAAACGUUCGAAAUCCGGAACAUUUACUUCCGGGUUUUCAGUGUUCAGGAGCCAAAGCUUUUCAAAAUGGAGGCGUUUGGGAGCCAAGGUUUGACUGUAAAAGCUGCCAUUUGAGCGCGUGGAAACUUCUAUCCCCAGAGGGAAUGGCAGGCAGACCCUCACGUGAGGGGCUAGGAGCUUCGACCUUUCAAACCCCGCUGCCACUGCUGUCCUGAUUGAUCCCUGGCACGGGGAGAACCUGCUAUUGUUGAAGGGUAAAAGGCUCCCUUUUGAGUGAAUUGGAAUGUUUAUCCCCAGUGAAAAUAAUGGGCAAAAGGGGAAUGAUCCAAAUUGAGCCCGCAGUGGAAGGCAAGGGCCUAAAUCUCCCUCCCCCCCUCCCCCAAUGACACACAGGCAUCUGCAAUUUAUGUUUUGAAAGCUAUUCACACUGUUGCUAAUUGUGUGAAUGGCAUCUCGUCUAGCUUGGCCCGAUGACUUGUUUACUUGUGAGUCGGAAAUAUCCCCCUGGUCAUUCUGCUAGUACAAUGAAUUGUGCAGUAGAAGGAAAAAUUGGAUGAUGAUGAUUAUCUAUUAAAUUUCCAUACUGAACACAAAAAUGUAUACCGUAGUAACAAACAAAAGCAGUACUGGCCCCACCCCACCCAGUUUAAAAGGCCAUAGAUUGUUUAAUUAGCCAAAGGCCUGGGAAAAGAGAAAUAUUUCUGCCUGGCGCCUAAAGAUAUAUAACGAGGGUGCCAGACGAGCCUCCCUGAAUGGCCAUGAAUUUAUUUCAGAUACCCCUAACUGUAGAAAUUUAGUACAGUGGUACCUCAGGAUACGAACGGGAUCCGUUAGGGAGCCCCGUUCGCAUCCUGAAGUAAACGUAAGACGCGACUGUGCAUCUGCAUGUCUGCGGGUCACGUUUUGCCGCUUCCGUGCAUGCGUGUGACAUCAUUUUGAGCGUCUGCGCAUGCGCAAAUGGUGAAACCCGGAAGUAACACGCUCCGUUACUUCCAGGUCACAACCCAAAAAUAUUCAUCCCGAAGCUACUUUGACCCAAGGUACGACUGUAUAUUGAAGAGAGGCCUAGUUUAAGAGUCCUUCACCCUGCCCUUAUAAGCUUUCAAGGAUAAUAAUAAUAAUAUAUUAUUAUUUUAUAUAUUAUUUCUACCCCACCACUGGGCAACUCCCAACAGAAUAUUAAAAACACGAUGAUAAAACAACAAAUUCCCUAAACAGGGCUGCCUUCAGAUGUUUUCUAAAAGUCAGAUAGUUGUUUAUUCCUUGACAUCUGAUGUGCGGGCGCCACCACCGAGAAGGCCCUCUGCCUGGUUCCCUGUAACCUCAUUUCUUGCAGUGAGGGAACUGCUAGAAGGCCCUCAGAGCUGGACCUCAGUGAACAAUGGGGAUGAAGACGCUCCUUCAGGAUCCGGAAGAGGAUUUAGUUAGACAUAAACUGCAGAUGGAAAUGUACAUCUUUUUCUAUGCCUCCCAGAUGUUCUGGCCGGUGGUCAGGGAUGAAGCUCAACACCUGGAGGACCAUGCCAAAGGCCUCACUUUGAAAAUGUUAUAUCCAAUUGAUAACAUAAUGCUGAUUGAAUUGUUUGCAUGCGUAUUUGUAAAGACAUUCAUAUAUUCUUCCUGUUUUCCCCCCAGACUUAACCAACAUAUUGACUGCUGCAUAUUAAGGGAAGACACAAGAAGGUUACAUGUUUGGUUGUCUAAAAUUCUUGGAUUUGAUAGAAGUCAGCACAUCUGUUCAUCAGCAGCAUAUCUGUUCGUAUGCACAUUUAGGUCACAUUCCUACCCACCCUGUUCUCAGAAACGACUUUCAACUUCAUUGUUAUCUCCCCACCCCCCAGGGGUUCCCUUUUCUGAACGUCAUUUUAUUUAAUCGCACGCGAAACAAUUAAAAAAAUGCGCUCUUUUCCAGCAAAUGUGACAUGCAAGAACAUUGCCAACGCGCCCAUCAUUGACACCUCCUCCCCCCCAUAAAAAACAACAACAAAGGGCCAAAACUCCAAACUUUAAACCGUUUUCUGAAAUUUCCUUUUCUUUUAAAAAAAAGCAGUAACAUUAAAAACGUUUGGAAAUAAAGUGCCCUCUUGUAAAGAACCGCAAGAAUCUUUAUUCUGCUUACAAACCAUGACUUUAAAAAAAAUAUCUCUUUAUCCAUUCUUGGUGUAUUACUUUUUUUUUACAAUUGGUUUGAAAACAGGGGUGGCCAGCAGAUGGCGCAGAAGCUAGAUUUCGUUCCUUAGGCAGUUUCCCGUGCUCCCCUCCCCCGCCAAAUUGCAGUCAAUAUAGGGCAAAAUAUUUGCUCACAAUUUCGUUUGUAAGGAAAUUUAAAAGAAGAAGAAAAAACUAUUUUCAAGUUCUAUGAAAUAGGAGAUAUUUCCCCAUCUCUCUUUUUUGGAUUUUUUGUAUGCGACAUGUAAAUGUACAUAUUUGUAUGUAACGGUAUGCCUGAUCUCCGUAAAGCCCUUGAGUCAAGAUGGCGCCAUCUUGAAUAAGGAUCCAUGCCCAUUCAUUCAUGAAACAAUCAAAUUUACGUGCAGAAAAAUACCCACGACCAAAAUCACAUGCUAUAUAGCCACUGUCUGGAGAGUAAAAGACUCCCCUCCUAGAAGACGUAAGAGGGCCAUCUCUGUUUUAAAACCUGGCAAAAUGUACUUGAGUUGCGUUCCUGCUCAAAAAGUCCAUAUUGUAUGAAAAUACCUUUCCUUAUUAGACAUACCUAGCUAGCUAUACUCUUAAUACUUCUCAAGGUCAUGAUGUAACGUAAAUUUCUCUGACUUAGUUCUUAUAUGUGGAGUUAGUGAAAGUCUUUUGUGUUUCUUUAGAUGAAUACAAGGAGCUUUUUUUCAAAACCCCAAAGCAAAUUUGAGCUUUUUCGGAUGCCUUCCAUUUUUAAGCGCCUGAUAGUGUUUUUUUUAAAACAAAAAUAAUAAUUACCCUAUGGGGAAAUAAACCAAAACAUCAAAUUGAAAAGCAGAACCCAACCUGAAAGGCUUAAAAAGGAAAAGAAAGAAAGAAAGAAAAGAUCCUGCCAUCAUUUUUCUGUUUUUUUCCCUACUUUCAAAACUAGAUCUAGACUAGUAAGUAAGCAUUCCAAAAUCCAUUAUUCUGUGUACAUUAUUGUUGCUAUUGUGAGAAUAGAGAAUUUUAUUUAUUUUUCAAUGCCAGCCUUUAUUGUGAAAACAUAUGGGUUUAGUCCAGUUUUUAUCAAUCCUUGUUAUGCUUGUCCUUGGAACAUCUUUUGCGUACUCAAGGUUUGUAGUUGAAAAGUUUACUGUACAAAAAAAAUAAAAAAUCAUGGGGAGGGGGGGAACACAAGAAAAAAAACCACAAAAAACUAUUGUUUUUACAGAAUAAAUUUAUUGGAAUGUGUAUCAGGAGUAAGGUUUGAGGUUGUAAGCAGCUAAGUUAGCGUCGUAUUUGGCUUCAUACGUGUAAUAAUGUGAGGUAUUCAUGUAACUCGAGUAUUAAAGCAAAGCAUUCUGUUAUCGUUGAGUUCGUUCUAAUAAGAGCACCAAUACAGGGAAAGCUUUCUUGUUUCUGUCCCUUUGCUUUUCUUACUUACGAGACUCCGUGU
Molecule: messenger RNA, 46311 nt
Organism: Podarcis lilfordi (Lilford's wall lizard)
Lineage: Eukaryota; Metazoa; Chordata; Lepidosauria; Squamata; Lacertidae
Source: the annotation of a GenBank genome assembly